GAUAGGCGUACCUGUGAGGAGCGCUUUCGCGGUUCGAUCGUCAAAGUUUUUUCCCUAAGUUUUUUUCUGUGUGCCUUUCUUCCUCCUGCUGCAAACUGCCAGAGUACAGACCCCGACCGAGGAGGAAAGCGCAUUCGCGUGGCCGUCGCGCGGAACUUGUUUGUGCCUUUUUGCUGGUAACUUUGAUGUUGUGCAGUUUUUCGGAUCGGAUCGAAAGAAGGCAAAAGUGCUGCCCAAAUGAGUUUAAAUCGCUAAAUUGGAAACCGAAGAACGGCGAGCUUAGAGGCUAGCUGCUGCCGUAUUGUACGACAACCGCGUGACUUCGACGAAGCCUGUCUCCAAGUCGUUUUAAAUUGGGUGUGUUUGUGUUGAAAGAUAAAUUGUGCUAAGGAAAAAUAAAAUAUGGAAGGCUGGAAGCAGGAGGUCCCUUCCCAGAUGGUGCUACUUUGAGGCCUUUUUGUGCAGUGCGAAAAUGUUUAUGAAAUGUCAAACCAUCAGAGGUGUAUCGAAAAGUGACAAAACCUGGUGAGGAGGUCGAGAUUGAGCGAUCGCCGACUUGUGUGGAACAUCGCGAGGCUGCAGAUGGCCGUUGAUCGAUGGAGUGAAGCAGUGGGACGAAACAGAAGAAAAUUCGCAAAAAUGAAAAUAUUUUUGCCAUUAGUGGUGUGGAUAGUGCUGUUAUUUCGGACGACGAGUGCCCAGUACUCGGCGUCCCGAAAGAACGUCGGCAUAUUCGGACUAAAGCACGAGGUGUUUUUUCUGAACCUCGAGGAUGGCUACUUCGGUUGCCAGGUCAACGAAUCCACAGACUAUCUGCAGCUGUACGAGCUGUCCAAACUGUGUGAUGGCACAUCGGAUUGCUACAUGGGCUCCGAUGAGCUUAGAAAUAAGUUAAAAUGUACAAAUGAUUGUGAUAAAGAUGGCACGGCGUGCUCGAACGGAGUGUGCCUUGAAGGCCUGUGCCAUUGUAAUGAUGGCUUUGGAGGUUGCAAUUGUCAAGUUCCAGACGAAAACGAGUGUAAAUAUCGACCUUGUGACGUUUUCGCGCACUGUACAAAUACUUUAGGUAGCUUUACUUGCACGUGUUUUCCUGGCUAUCGGGGCGACGGAUUCCAUUGCGAGGAUAUUGACGAGUGCCAAGAUCCCGCGAUCGCCGGUCGCUGUGUCGAGAACGCAGAAUGUUGCAACUUACCAGCGCAUUUUGUGUGCAAAUGCAAGCCAGGAUUCGAGGGCGACGGAGAGGAACGGUGUACAGACAUCAACGAGUGUAUCGACCCACAAGCGUGUGGAGUGAACGCCGAGUGUGUCAACUAUCCCGGUAACUAUACGUGCCUGUGUAAGGACGGCUUCUACGGUGACCCGUACAAUGGGUGCGCGGAUAUCGACGAGUGCGCCCAGCCGGGAGUUUGCGGACCAGGUGCCAUAUGUACGAACGACGAGGGCGGUUAUCGCUGCAACUGCCCCUCCGGGUUCGACGGGGACGCACGCUCGGCUCAGGGAUGCGUCGACUUCGAUGAAUGUACACGAUCGCCAUGCGGAAGGAACGCCCUGUGCCGAAACGACGUCGGGAGCUUUCGCUGCCAGUGUCCCGACGGUUUUCAAGGCGACCCAAUGACGGACUGUCAAGACAUCGACGAGUGUUCGAAUAACCCGUGCGCCGAGGGUUCCCAGUGUACCAACACUCCCGGCGGCUUCCGGUGUAGCUGCCCGUCGGGGAUGACCGAAUCGGGCGGCGAGUGCAUCGACAUUAACGAGUGUGCUAGGGAUAACGCUUGCGGAGAGAAUGCCAAGUGCAUAAACUUUCCCGGAUCGUACAAAUGCUUGUGCCCGCAAGGAUUCCAAGGACGGGGUGAACUGUUUUGCAAAAAUGUAAACGAAUGCCUUGAUAAUCCGUGUGGGGAAAACGCAAUAUGCACGGAUACGGUUGGUAGCUUUGUUUGCUCGUGCAAGCCAGAAUACACGGGAGAUCCAUUUCGGGGCUGUGUCGAUAUCGACGAGUGCACGGCGUACGACAAACCUUGCGGCAAUCAUGCGGUCUGCCAGAACGCCAACCCCGGCUACACCUGUCUCUGUCCGCAAGGGUUCGUCGGUAAGCCGGACCCGAAGGUCGCCUGUGAACAAGCCGACGUUAACGUGCUGUGCAGCAGCAACUUCGACUGUACUAACAACGCCGAGUGUAUCGAGGGCCAGUGCUUCUGUCAGGACGGUUUCGAACCACAAGGAUCUAGCUGCAUCGACAUUGAUGAAUGUCGAAUGGACAGCCAAAAAUGUGGACCGUCGGCGGUGUGCGUCAACACCCCAGGAUCCUUUCGAUGCGAAUGUGAAGCCGGCUUCAUCGGUACACCUCCUCGAAUACACUGCAAAACACCGUGCGCAGAUGUCAAGUGCGGUAAAAACGCGUAUUGCAAAGCGGAAGGCCAGGAAGCUUUCUGUAUUUGUGACGAAGGAUGGACUUUCAACCCUGCGGAUAUUGCUGCUGGCUGUGUUGAUAUCAACGAGUGCGAUCCUGCACAAGGACCCAACGGAAAAUGUGGUGUUAACGCACUUUGCUCUAAUCAGCCGGGAACCUACAGCUGUCAGUGUCCACCCGGGUUUACCGGAGAUGCCAAUCGCCAAUGCUACGACGUAGACGAAUGUUCGAAGCCAAAUGCUUGCGGAGAAAAUGCCAUCUGCAAAAACGUGGAAGGCUCCCAUCAGUGUUCAUGUCCUCCGGGAUCGAUCGCCGAUCCCGAUCCUACUGUUCGGUGUAUCACCAUUGUAACUUGUACCAAAGAUCAUGACUGCCCCGGUAAUGCUAUCUGUGAUGCUCACAAACGAUGUCUCUGCCCGGAACCAAACAUUGGCAAUGACUGUCGACAUCCUUGCGAGAACGCUGCUUGCGGGCCAAACUCGCAUUGCAUGCUGGUCAACGGUGAAGCACAAUGUCUUUGUAGCGAAGGAUUCACUGGCCAUCCGGGACAAUGCGCCGAUAUCAACGAAUGUGCCGCCAAUCCAUGCCCAAGUGGAGCCGUUUGCUCAAACCUUCCAGGUGGUUACACUUGUCAAUGCCCUGGAGGUAGCUCCGGCGAUCCGUACUCAGGAGGAUGUUCGAAGUCUCAUCUGAAUACAUGCAGUGCUCAAAAUCCAUGCCCCUCCGGUGAGAAGUGCAUCCAAGAUGCAUACAGCGGAAAUAGCGUUUGCAUUUGCGGUCAAGGCUACAAGCGGAACUCCAAAGGCAUUUGCAAAGAUGUAAACGAAUGCAAAGAUCCAAACAAACCAGCAUGUGGUGUUAACGCCAUUUGCAAGAAUUUGCCAGGGAGCUACGAAUGUCAAUGCCCACCUGGAUUCAACGGUAACCCAUUCAUGUCGUGCGAAGAAUGCAACAGCUUGGAAUGUAAAUGCCCUGCCCCGUACAAAUUUAUGGAUGGAAAUUGCGUUCUGGAUAGCUGCUCAACUGAUGGAAAAUGCCCAGGUGGAGCCGAGUGCAUUUCAAUCACCGGAGGCGUAAGCUACUGCGCCUGCCCCAAAGGUUUCCGCACGCAAUCCGACGGUAAAUGCGAAGAUAUUGACGAGUGCACAGAAAGUCAGCAAGCUUGCGGCUAUGACGCCAUCUGUAUGAACACUAUCGGUGGAUACGAAUGCAAGUGCCCGUUGGGAUAUUCUGGAGACCCGUACAACGGACUCUGUGCCCUCGCGCAGAAACGUUGCUCGGCGGAUCGUGAAUGCGGUUCUAAUGAAAAAUGUGUUCAACCUGGCGAAUGUAUUUGUCCACCACCUUUCUACAUGGAUGCGUAUGAUGGCAACAGAUGUAAGAGCCCUUGCGAAAGGUUCCCUUGUGGAAUCAACGCCCGGUGUACCCCAACCGAUCCACCACAGUGCAUGUGCGAGGUGGGCUACAAAGGCGAUCCUUUAACUGGUUGCGUAGAUGAAGACGACUGUGCAAACUCGCCUUGUGCUUACGGAGCCCAAUGUGUCAACCAGAAAGGUGGUUACAAAUGUAUCUGCCCUAAAGCAAUGGUGGGCGAUCCGUACAAGGGCGGAUGUAUCCUAGAAGAAGGAUCGGUUAAAAGCCAGUGCCGGAGGCAUGAAGAUUGCGCUGAUACCUUAUCUUGCGAGCGAGGAACUUGUGUCAGCCCUUGCAGUAGCCUGCUCUGCGGAACUAAUGCUUAUUGUGAACCGGAGAAGCAUGCUGCCUGGUGUCGUUGCCGGGUUGGCUUUGCAGAGGGACCGAACGGAGAUUGUGUUUCACAAUGCAAUGGUUACAUGUGUGGACACGGAGCCAUGUGCAUAGUAACUAACAGCGGACCAACAUGCAAGUGUCCCCCGGGAGAGGUCGGUAAUCCGUUCCCGGGAGGAUCUUGCAGUACUGACCAGUGCUCCACGAAUCGUCCAUGUGCUGAACCACAAGUAUGUAUUAACGGCCGUUGCAAGCAAAAGUGCGACGGAGUGGUUUGUGGCGUUGGUGCCACAUGCGACGAAGCUUCGGGUAAAUGCGUUUGCGAACCGUUCUUUGUUGGUAAUCCAGAAAUGCUUUGUAUGCCACCUAUCACAACGCCAAGUUGUACUCCAGACUGCGGGCAAAACGCACACUGUGAGUACGGAGUGGUGCAGAAUAGCUGCGUUUGUAAUCCAGGUACAACCGGAAAUCCAUACGGUAUUUGCGAAUCCAAAUCGAGAAACAGCUGCAGUCAAAUGAAAUGCGGUCCUAACGCAUUAUGCCGUGAGACGCUCAACUCUGUUGAGUGUAUUUGUCCAACUGGCUUUGUCGGUAAUCCUUACGUCCAGUGCAACGAUAUUGACGAAUGUUCUACGAAUAACGUUUGUGGAGACGGUGCUGUUUGCAUCAAUACCGCAGGCAGCUUCGACUGUCGCUGCAAACCUGGCCAUACAGGAAAUCCAUUCACCAUGUGUUCGCAAGUAGAGAAGAAUAUUUGUGAGAAUCCUAGGCGCUGUCAGUGUGGGAAGAAGGAGCAGUGUCCACCUGGAUUCACUUGCGAUCGAGGAACGUGCAAGGAUCAGUGUGCUAAAAUUAACUGUGGACCACGUGCAGCGUGCGACUCGGGUAAAUGUGUCUGUCCAGCUGGUCACACGGGGAAUCCCAAGGAUCUGCGAAGUGGCUGCGUACCAGAAGGACAGUGCGAUAACGAUGCAGACUGUCAGAGCAGAGAAAUCUGUUUCCAAUUCGGCAAAGGUGUGCGAAAAUGUGUUGAUGCCUGUAGUAAGCUUCAGUGCGGUCCAAAUGCUCUCUGUGUGUCCAAUGCCCACCGGUCUACAUGUAUCUGCGCCAGUGGCUACAACGGCAAUCCAGGUGAUCUGACGUUAGGAUGUCAGAAGGAAAUUAAGCUUAUCGAAGGAUGCAAAGAUGAUUCCGAAUGCGCUGAAGGCACAAUUUGUGCACCGACUGAGACUGGAUUGCGAUCUUGUAUCAAUCCGUGCAGUGCCGUGGCAUGUGGAAUAAACGAAGCGUGCAAACCAAACGAACAAAACAACCCUGUUUGUCAUUGUAAAGAAGGAUUCCUUUGGAAUCCCAUAACAUCCUCAUGUGAAAAACCAUCGGUUGCGGAUUGUGCCAGUGACGAUGAAUGUCACCAAGUGGCAGCAUGCCGACAGGACGAAUUAGGUAUUCUCAAAUGUACUCCGGUCUGCGCAGAAUUUACGUGCCCUGCGAAUUCGGUCUGCGUGUCCUCAAAUCACCGAGGAAGUUGCCAGUGUCUGCCAGGGUAUAUUGGAAAUCCCAAUGAUAGAAAUGGCUGUCGUCCAGAGUUGCAAAACAAGUGCCUCACCAGUGCGGAAUGUUCCGAGUCCGAUGCGUGCGUCACAUACAAGGGAGCGCUGUCGUGUAGGCCGGCUUGUGAGGACAUUCAAUGUGGACCACAUGCUAUUUGCGUUAGCAACAAUCACAAUGCCCAAUGCCAGUGCCCUCCUGGAUCGUACGCUGGGGAUCCUUAUGAUUUGAGCAACGGCUGUCAAUCCGUGCCUUGUGUCUACAACAACGACUGUCCACCGACGCAAAUGUGCAAUCGUAUGACCCACACCUGCUACGACAUCUGUCAGGAAGAUACGUGUGGGGAUAACGCCGUGUGUAUUGCGGAGAAUCAUCGAUCUCUCUGUCAGUGUCCUCCAGGGUACAAACCUAAUCCAAUCGCUGAGGUGGAAUGCACGCCACUGAUGUCGUGCGAUCCGAAUCCUUGUCAUCCGUCUGCAAUUUGUGAGGCAGCGCCCGAAGGACACAUCUGCAAAUGUGCAGCUGGACAAGUAGGUGAUCCGAUGACGGGUUGCCGACCUGAAGGUGACUGUCCCAAUGGCGACCUACAGUGUCCGGAGAAUACGGCUUGCGUAAGUGGAAAAUGUGUCGAUCCAUGUGCGAAUGCCUGUGGAGUCAACGCCAAGUGUACUGUAGUUAACAGAUCGCCCGUCUGCAGCUGUAAAGUCAAAUACGUGCCAGGAGUGAGCGGUUCGGCAAGAGACGGAUGUGUCCGCGUGGUAAACGAAUGUUUGAACGAUCUGGAUUGUGGGGGAGAUGUCUGUCAGAAUGGGCAGUGUAUGGUGGUGUGUAGAAACAAUCAGGACUGCUCUGGAGGAGAAAGAUGCGUAAAUGGAAUCUGUUCACAACCCUGCUCUAGCCACAGUCAGUGUAAUGCAGGACAGGCAUGUAUUGGAGGCAGCUGUUUGAUUGGAUGUAGGAGCAACAAGGAUUGUGAUAGUUCCAAGGCUUGCAUCAACAGCAAGUGUAGGGAUCCUUGUGAAACGGAAGGAGCAUGCGGCCCGAAUUCCAAGUGCACCGUUGUGAAUCACGUGACAAGCUGCACAUGCCCACCAGGGUUCGAAGGAAAUCCCAUUCCGGAACAGGGUUGCGUAAGGAUGCCUAAGGCUUGCACCAGUUCAGCUGAAUGUGCUCAAGGUCACAUGUGUAUCGCAAAUCAGUGUAACCUGCCGUGUUCGGAAACAAAUGGCUGUGCCGUUGGAGAAAGAUGUCACAACAAUAUGUGCGCUAAGGUUUGCUACACGAAUAACAACUGUUUGCCUGGGGAAGUGUGUAAUGAAGCCGGUACGUGUCAACCAGGAUGUAGUACCGAUUCGGACUGUCCUUCACAAAAGGCAUGCAUUGCAAGCAAAUGCAAGUGUAUGAAGGGAUUCAUUGGAACGCCUUUCGGUUGUUCAGAUAUCGAUGAGUGUACAGAUGACCCUUGUCAUGCGUCAGCUCGGUGUGAGAACAUUCCAGGGUCAUAUCGCUGCAGUUGUCCUGAGGGAACUGUUGGAGACGCUUACUCCAAUCCUGGAUGCCAUCUACCAAACCAAUGCUACAAGAACAGUGAUUGCGCGGAAAAUUUGGCCUGCGUUGAAGGGAAGUGUACUGAUUCCUGCCAGAUUACUAAGUGCGGAGUAAAUGCCGAGUGUCACAUAAUCGAUCACGUCGCGGAAUGUCAAUGUCCAUCCGGCCAUUUGGGAGAUGCAAGAGAUACGGCUGUCGGUUGCUUCCGCGUUGAAUGCCUAGCGGAUGAAGACUGCGUACAGGAGAGGCAAUGCCACAGCGAAACGAAUAAGUGUAUCAAUCCUUGCGAACUAGUGGACUGCGGAAAGGGAGCAUGUCACAUCGAAAAUCAUCAGGCCAUUUGCACUUGUCUUCAAGGAUAUGACGUCGUCAGGGGUCGCUGUGAAGACGUAGACGAAUGCCAAGCAAACCCGUGUCAUACUAGUGCAACAUGCCAGAAUCUUCCUGGCAGUUACACUUGUACCUGUCCGGAGGGCCUGGUAGGUGACCCAAUAAACAGCGGCUGUAGAAACCCAGAUGAAUGUAUCGCAAACUCAGAUUGUCCAACUACGGCAGUUUGCGAAAAGUCCCGUUGCAAGAAUCCAUGCUCGAUCGAAAAUGCUUGCGGAGAAAAUGCGGUAUGUUCAGCGGUGGGGCACGAAGCUGUUUGCGACUGUUCGCCUAAUACUCGCGGAGAUCCAAAAAUCAGUUGCUUAAGAGUUGAAUGCACUGAAAGCAAUGAUUGUCCCUCAAGUCAAACCUGUAUCAACUACAAGUGUUUAGAUCCUUGCACACUGACGAAUGCUUGCGGACAAAACGCCAAUUGUGUAUCCGAGAACCAUCUGGCUAUAUGUUCAUGCCAACCUGGAACAACUGGAAACCCGCUCCUGGGAUGCGUACCACUGCAAUACUGUAAUAGCGAUCAACAGUGUCCAGCUGGAACGAAGUGCAAUGCUGGAGUUUGCUGUACUCUGUGUUCAAGCGGUCGCGAUUGUAUUAACGAUCAACUCUGCAUUCAAGGCGUAUGUCAACCAACGUGUCGAUCAAACUCCAGCUGUCCAGAUUUUCAAUUCUGUCAGAACAACAUUUGUACUCAAGAGUUCAAAUGCCGUACCAAUGACGACUGCGACAUCGACGAAACGUGUGUGGUAGACACCACUGGACGUUCGGAGUGUAUUAACGCGUGUUCGGGACGGGUGCUGUGUGGUAGAAAUGCGGAAUGCUCAGCCAGAGAUCAUUCAGCUGUUUGCGAUUGCAAACCUGGGUUCUUCCAGGACAAAUCCGGGACGUGUCGUAAGAUAGAAUGUCAAACUGAUGACGAAUGCUCGAGUGACAAAACGUGCGAAGGAAAUACGUGCAAGAUCGCUUGCUUAAUGGGAGAUCCCUGUGGUGCGAAUGCGUUGUGUUCAGCAGAAGACCACAAACAGGUGUGCUAUUGUCAACCCGGGUUCACCGGAGAUCCGAAGCAGGGCUGUAGUCUGAUAGAUUUCUGCAAGGAAUCUCCUUGCGGUGCAAACGCCAAGUGUAGAAAUAGCCGAGGAUCUUUCCGUUGUUCUUGCCCAGCUGGAUUGGUUGGGGAUCCCUAUGCGAGCGGUUGUAAAAAGGCUGCAGAGUGUGAAACCAAUGCUGACUGUCCCGAUGUUGCGGAAUGCUUCAAAUCGAAUGGUGAACCAAAGUGUCGAGAUGUUUGCGAAAAUUCUGCCUGCAGUCCUAAUUCUGAAUGUCAACCUAGAAACCACAAAGCCGUAUGUCAAUGCCGAGCGGGUUACGAAGGCGAUCCGCUGAGUGGAUGUAAACCGUUGGCGUUGCCUUGCAAGCUGAACAAUGAUUGCCCGGAGAAUUCGUACUGUUACGGACAAAUUUGCAGGCCUGCUUGCGCCGCCACCGAAGAGUGCAACCAGGACGAGGUCUGCUCAAACGGUCAAUGCAUUAACCCGUGCCACGAAACGAACGCCUGCGGAAUGAACGCCGAAUGCCUCAUGGGUGGACACUUCAAGCAGUGCUCUUGCCCAGCCGGGUUCACGGGUGAUGCCGCACUGGAGUGCGUAAGAAUUCCAGUCUUAUGUGCUUCCAACGCUGAUUGUGUCGAAGGAACCGCUUGCCACGAAUCUAUGUGUUUACCACGCUGUAGAGCGGAUCAGGAAUGUGCCCUGAACGAAAAGUGUAUCGGUAACAAGUGCAUGCUAACAUGUCGCUUGGACAACGACUGCUUCUUGGGACACAUCUGCCUGAACGGACGCUGCAUCUACGGAUGCCAUUCGGAUGACGACUGUAGUGCGAGUGAAACAUGCCGAGCGAACAAGUGUACGGAUCCCUGCCAGGAGAAUCCGUGCGGUCCGAACGCGGCUUGUUCGGUGGUCAAUCACCGUGCCAGUUGCUCGUGCAUCAACGGUAUGGUCCCAAGUCCGACAGCGAAGAUCGGCUGCGUCCGUGCUCCGGCGCUGCAGUGUACGGAAAAUAGAGAUUGUGCGCAAGGCACAUCCUGUAUCGAAAAUCUGUGCCGACCGGUAUGUGCCAACGAUCAGGGAUGCCUGAAUAAUGAACGAUGCGAUAGAGGAACCUGCAAACCGAUCUGCAGACGCGACGGUGACUGUAGAAAUGGAGAAGUAUGUCAGGGACAGACGUGUAUGGUUGGGUGUAGAUCCGAUGCCGGUUGCCCAAGUCAGCUGUCGUGCGUCAACCAACAAUGUGUAGAUCCUUGCCUAGAGCCGACUGCCUGCGGUACGAAUGCUCAAUGUUCGGUGGUUAACCACAGGAAACAGUGCACUUGUACGCCUCCGCUAAUUGGAGACCCCUUGACGGGAUGUCGGGCUGAACAAAGAUCUUGCCAGACGAGAAAUGACUGUCCGAAGGGACAGGCUUGCUACGGAAACUCGUGUAUGCCAACUUGCCGAAAUGACCAGAACUGUUUGGAAGAUGAGCGCUGCAUUCGUGGCACCUGUCGAACGGUUUGUAAUAGCGAUGCCUCUUGUACGAAUGGAUUAAUUUGCGAAAACCGCAUUUGCCAGACGGGAUGCCGAUCCGAUAAUAAUUGUCCGAGCAAUCAAGCUUGUAUCAACAAACAAUGUACGGAUCCUUGCACGGUUCUGGGACAAUGCGGGAGCUGCUCGGAGUGUUCCGUGGUUGACCAUGGAGUUAUGUGUAGCUGUCCAAAUGGCUAUCUGGGCAAUCCAUUGGUAUCAUGUGCACCACCACCGCAAAAAUGUAACUCUUACUGCUACUGUGACGAAGAAGGAGUAUUCUGUGCUGACAAAUGCAGACAAGCCAAGGACUGCGCAUGUGGUCAAACGUGUUCGCGCGGUAGGUGCCGAACGAAGUGUAAUCCAGGCUCUUGCCCAGCUGGGCAAUUGUGUCAAAACGGAGCUUGCAUUGCAGGUUGCCAAAGAAAUACGGACUGCUCUGGAGACAAAUCAUGCGUUAAUCGUAGAUGCGUUGACCCGUGUGCUGGUGGAAAGGCUUGCGGCAGGAAUGCCCUUUGUCAAGUGGCUGACCACCAAGCACUCUGCUUGUGCCCGGAUGGAUUCCAAGGGGACCCACGGGAAGGCUGCGUGCAAUACGAAUGUCAAACGAACCAAGACUGCGAACUGGAUAAAAAGUGCGUUGUAGGAAAGUGUACCAAUCCGUGUUUGGAGGACGGAGCAUGUGGCGUCAAUGCACAGUGCCGUGUCGUUAACCGACAGGCUCAGUGCUCAUGUACGCCAGGUUUCUUCGGUAACGCCCGCCAGGAAUGUCAACCACUGCAAAAGGAUAGCUGUUCGCAGAAUCCGUGUGGGGAAAAUACGAUCUGCCGUGAGGAUGCCAACGGAUACGAAUGUACUUGCCAGCCCGGCUGCAUGGGAAAUCCCAAACAGGGUUGUCUGUGCGAAGGCAAGCAAACCAACAAAUGUCACAACUUCCGCUGUGGAACCAACGCCAUCUGUCGGGUUACGCAGCAUGACGAACCGGAAUGCUACUGCCCGCCGUUGUACCCCGGAGGCGAUCCAUACACGGAAUGUACGAACGAACGAUCAGUAACCGAUUGUCGAACGACCGGAUGCUCCGAAGGAGAAUGCGUCCGAGACGGCACUCAGUUUAUCUGCCGUAACGACGAGUCCUGUGCGAACGAUAUGCAAUGUCCCAAUGAAAAGGCUUGUAUCGGAGGAAAGUGCUCGGACCCUUGCUCGUUGCGAGGAGCAUGCGGGGAUAAUGCCCUGUGCCAAACCGUGCUCCACCGUCCGCGCUGCUCGUGUCCCAACUGUUAUGUAGGCAGACCCAAUGUAGAAUGUAAGCCCGACCCAAAAUGCCAGGAAGUGAGCACACCGAAACCCAGCGAUCCGAAGAUCGUUUCGAUCGCGUGCGAAACAGAUAAUGACUGUGAUCCUACCCUAAGAUGUGACGCCAGCGGGCAGUGCAGUGAUCCCUGCACCAUUCCGACCACAUUCGUGUGCGAUCCGAAUAAGAAGUGCGUCUCAAGACGGCACCGUCCAGUUUGCGUCUGUAAACAUGGCUUCAUUGUCAAUGACUAUGGAGAACUGAUUUGUGCUCCCGAGAAACGCGAAUGCCAUGGCGAUGAUGGCUGCGCCUCCAAUAUGGCCUGUAUUGAUGGAAAAUGUUUGAAUCCUUGUAUGCCUUCGGCUACUAAAGGACCAGCCUGCCCGGAAGAUAAGGCAUGCCUUGUAAUGGAUCACAAACCAGCUUGCAUCUGCAUGAAGGAUUGUAGUCCGUCGCUCUCGAUUUGCCUGCGAGAUAGCGGAUGCCCAGCAGAUCUGGCCUGUCGAAACUACCAAUGCGUCAACCCUUGCGAAGCCACUCAAUGUGCUGACGACACACCAUGCUUUGUAGAAGACCAUAAACCGAUCUGUAAAUUCUGCCCUCCUGGAUUCGUCAGAGAUGCCCAUCAAGGAUGUUUGAAAGAAAUUGGAUGUAGACACAGUGACGAGUGCCCUGCGGAACGGUCCUGCAUCAACGGAGCGUGCAUCAACCCCUGCCAGGCCGGCAAUCCGUGCGAAGCCGGGCAGGAAUGCGAGGUUCAGAACCACGAAGCGGUGUGCAUCAAACUUUGCCAAUGUCAGCGGGCAAGUGACUGCGCAUCCGGUUUGGUAUGCGAUGGGUGCAACUGCAUCACACGGGACACGAACGUCAUUUCUGGCUGCGAACACUGCCAACCUGGUAUUCCAUGCAACCCGUUGACCGGUGCCUGCGUAAAAGAACCACCUGGCGCACCCAAAAUACCCGAACCCUGUCAAUCGGAUACCGACUGUAUUGAAACGGAGGUUUGUUUCAUGGAGGUAUGCGAGGAUCCCUGUCUGUUCGACGGCGUCUGCGCACCAACGGCGACCUGCCACGCCAAAAUGCACCGACCAAUCUGCACGUGUCCUGCGGGUCACGAGGGUAACCCAACAAUCAAGUGCACUCCACUGGAACCAAUCCAAUGCACCUCGAACGACGAAUGUCCCCUCAUGGAAGCCUGUGUCGGAAACGUGUGCCGUCGACCAUGCGACGUCAAAAACCCGUGUGCUCCGAACGCAGUAUGCAUCAAUCGGAACCACGGUUCUGAGUGCAGCUGUAUCGAAGGCUACCACGGAAACGGUUUCGUAGGUUGUCAACCAGUGACCACUCCGGGCUCAGUCUGUCAGUACAAUGAAGAUUGUCCACCGGAGAAGCUGUGCGACCGGUUGAACCGCGUCUGCAUCAAUCCAUGCCAGGAAGACUCCUGCGGAGACAAUGCCGACUGCUACCCUCGGAAUCAUGGUGUCGAAUGCCGUUGCCGAAGUGGAUUCACUGGAAACGCCUACAUCGAAUGCGUCCAGCUCCAUGGAUGCCGGUCCGAUAGCGAGUGUAGUUCACAUGAAGCUUGCAUAAAUGGCCAGUGCUUAUCUCCAUGUCAGUGCGGACCUAAUGCACUUUGCGAUGUUCGUAAUCACAAACCGCAAUGCAAAUGUCCUCCUGGAUACAAAGGGGAUGGUCGACUGGGAUGCAGUCCACCCAGCAACCCUUGCGAUCCGAACCCAUGUGGUCUGAACGCCAUGUGUGAAAUCGAUGCCGGCAGCCCAGUAUGCUUCUGUCCAAAGGGAUUGACAGGAAAUCCAUUCAAAAAUUGCAUUCCAGAAGGAGACGAUUGCACUCCAAAUCCUUGUGGACCAAAUACCGGAUGUCGUAAAAUCAACGGAAAAGCCGCUUGCUUCUGUCUACCGGAAUACGAAGGAAACCCGCCGGAGGUGCCCUGCAAACUACCCCACAAUCCCUGUGAACCUUCGCCAUGUGGACCGAACACACAGUGCGCAAUUUUGAACAAUGGUUUUGCCAAGUGUACGUGUCUCAGCGGAUAUAUCGAGAGUCCCAAUACGAUCAGAGGUUGCAUUGAGCCACGGAAUCCCUGCGAACCGAACCCUUGCGGUGUUGGAGCAGUGUGUGACUCGUCCCUGAACCCCGUGUGCUACUGCCCAGAAGGAAGCAUUGGAAACCCGUUCCGAAGCUGCGCUGAACCCGUUCUAACGCCCGAACUAUGCAAACCCGGUCCAUGCGGGGGCAAUGCUGAUUGCUACAUCGCGGACAAUCGCGAACAGUGCUACUGUAGAUCGGGUUACAUUGGAGAUCCUUAUGCGGGAUGUGUGGAGCAGCCCAGAUCGGUUUGUGAGCCCAACCCUUGCGGACCAGGAGCGGAAUGUUUGAUUCUAACUGAUGGAUCACCGGCAUGCAGAUGCCCACCUGGACUUAGUGGAGACCCGACAAGUGCUGAAGGCUGUCAUGGUUAUGAAUGUCGCGUAGACAAUGACUGUGCUGCCGAUAAGGCGUGCAUUGGCUUCCAAUGUGUUGAUCCCUGCCCAGGUGCUUGCGGAGCAGGUGCUCACUGUAAGGUCGAAAAGCAUCACCCCGUUUGUUUCUGUGACGCUGGUCUAACAGGAAACCCAGCCUACCGUUGCUACGCUCUGGAUACACCGGUUCCAGAUAAUCAAUGCAAACCUGGAGUAUGCGGCCUCAACACUCAGUGUACGAUGCGCAACCGUAGACCAGUUUGUAAGUGUCUGCCGAACUACAAGGGCGAUCCAAAGAGGGGCUGCAAACCGGAAUGCGAACUGAACUCUGACUGCCCUACCGAUAAGGCUUGCUACAACCGAAGAUGUGUACCUCCGUGCAAUGGUGCCGUAUGCGGUGUGAACGCCGAAUGCCAAGUCGAAUACCACACUCCGAUGUGUAAAUGUCCAAACGGCUACACAGGAGAUGCGUUCGUACAGUGCGUGCAGAUUCCGGAAGAUCGUAACAUGACGCGUCAACCUUGCCAGUCUUCACCUUGUGGACCUCAGGGCGUGUGCUCAGUCUACGGCAAUGACGUAGCCUUAUGUGACCCGUGCUCGACACCAGACGCCAUCCAUAACCCACGAUGCAGACCACAAUGUGUAUUGAACACAGACUGUCCAUUCAAUUUGGCAUGUUUGCAAGGAAAAUGUCAGGACCCUUGUCCAGGUUCUUGCGGAUAUAAUGCUUUGUGCACGGUUGAGCAACACCGCCCGGUGUGCUCCUGUCCUGCUGGUCUGUAUGGAAAUCCAUAUGAAAGGUGUAUUCAACAGGAUACACCUCUCGAAACAUGUGAUACAAUUCGCUGCGGAGCGAAUACCGACUGCAAACGAAUGGGUGGAGUCUUGGCCUGUGUCUGUAAGAAAAACUAUUUCGGAGAUCCUCUUGUUGGUUGUAGACCAGAGUGCGUAAUCAAUACCGAUUGUCAAAGUAACAAGGCUUGUGUUAAUAACCGUUGUCAAGAUCCUUGCGUCGGAGUAUGUGGAGUAGGUGCUCUCUGCAAAGUUGUCAACCAUGUUCCGGUAUGCUACUGUCCACCAACGCAUACUGGUGACGCUUUGAUCGCUUGUACGGAGAAGGCCUAUCUGCCACCGGACACUACCCCUUGCGAUCCAAACCCAUGCGGUCCGAACAGCAAGUGUCUCACAACACCCGACAAUUACGCUGUAUGUUCAUGCCUUCAAGGGUUCCGAGGAGUACCACCAGCCUGUCAAGCGGAAUGUAUGAUCAACGCCGAAUGUCCCCAGAACAAAGCUUGCAUCAACCUGAAGUGCGUUGAUCCAUGCCCAGGCACUUGCGGAGUCGGAGCCAGGUGCGAGGUGUUGAACCACAAUCCAAUCUGUAGCUGCGGACCGAACCAAGAAGGAGAUCCGUUUGUUAUCUGCGAAGGUAGACAAAAGGAACCACCAACCGAAACCCCAAGGAAUCCUUGCAAUCCAUCACCGUGCGGUAUGAACUCGAUUUGUCAAGUCAAACGCAAUCGCCCGGUAUGCUCGUGUCAACCAAACUUUAUCGGAAGCCCUCCACACUGUCGACCGGAAUGUGUUCUCAGUACAGAAUGUCCGCAGGACAAGGCCUGUAUUAACGAAAAAUGCCAAAACCCUUGCGCUAAUGCCUGUGGUUCCAAUGCGGAGUGUCACGUGGUGGCUCAUUCCGCGUUCUGCAACUGUAAACAAGGAUAUGAAGGAGAUGCCUUUGUUGGAUGUUCAGAAGUGCAAAGAACGCCACCAGAACCUAGAGACCCCUGCUACCCGAAUCCGUGCGCUGAGAAUGCUGUUUGUUCGACAGUUAAUGGGGCUGCCAAAUGUACAUGCAUUGCACCAUAUCUGGGAGAUCCUUACAACACGGGAUGUAGACCUGAAUGUGUGCUCAAUUCGGACUGUGCAAGCCCGUUAGCUUGUAUCAAUCAACACUGCCGAGAUCCGUGCCCUGGAGUAUGUGGAUCAAACGCUGAAUGUACCGUAGCUAAUCACAUCCCAGUAUGCGAAUGUAGUCGGGGUUACAUUGGUGAUCCAUUCCGUGGCUGCCGUCGGGAAGCUCCACAGCCAAUGCCACCGUCGGAUCCAUGCGCUCAAUGUCCAUCAAAUAGUGUAUGUCGAAUAGUGCAAGGUCGUCCGACAUGCUCCUGUCCGGAAGGCUACCGCGGAGCACCGCCAGCGUGUAGACCCGAAUGUUCCAGCAAUGAAGAAUGUCCCCACGAUCAGAGUUGCAUAAAUCUCAAAUGCAAGGACCCAUGCCCAGGACUAUGCGGGGUGAAUGCACAGUGCCAGGUCAUCAACCACAAACCGUUCUGUAGUUGCUUGCGUGAUUACUAUGGAAAUCCAUUCGAGCAGUGUAUGCCAAAACCAGCUGAACCAGUGCAUCCAUGUCAACCGAGUCCAUGCGGGCCAUAUUCUGAGUGUCGCGAAGUCAACGAUCGAGCUGUUUGUUCGUGCGUAUCUGGAAUGCUCGGUGCUCCCCCGAACUGUCGUCCCGAAUGUGAAACUCAUCAAGACUGCCCAUCGAACCGAGCAUGCUUCGCGCAGAAAUGCAAAGAUCCAUGCGUCGGAUCCUGUGGCUUCAAUGCUCAAUGCGUGUCUCGUGAUCAUCGCCCCGAAUGCUACUGCAUGGAAGGUUUCGAGGGUGACCCGUACACCGGAUGCAGUCCGAAAGUCAUCUACCGGGAAGAAUUUCUAGAACCGUGCAACCCGUCGCCAUGUGGAUCAAAUGCUAUUUGUAAAGAACGUAGUGGUGCUGGCUCUUGUACUUGCAUGCAGGACUAUUUUGGUGAUCCUUAUGUUAGCUGUAGACCCGAAUGCGUUCAGAAUUCAGAUUGCCCGUACGACAGGUCAUGCGUCAAUACCAAGUGUGUCGAUCCAUGCGUAGGUACUUGUGGUCUGAAUGCCGAAUGUCGUGUACAUAAUCAUGCUCCCACCUGCACGUGUGUCAAUGGAUUCGUGGGCAACCCAUCACUUGGCUGUCACCUUCUUGUAAUAGAAAAACCUAAAGACGAGCCUCUAGACCCUUGUGUUCCAUCACCAUGUGGGCCGUACAGCAUUUGUCGGGUAGUGAAUAAUCGCGCCGUGUGUUCAUGUCAGGACUUCUGCAACGGGGCACCCCCGAACUGUAGACCGGAGUGUAUGAUCAAUUCCGAGUGCUCUCGGGAUAAAUCAUGCAUCAAUCAGCGUUGCGUUGAUCCUUGUCCUGGAACAUGCGGCGUACACGCUAGGUGUCGCUCCGUUAAUCACAAUCCGAUCUGUAGCUGUAAUCCAGGGUUCAUCGGUGAUCCGUUUGUUAGAUGUUACCCAGAACCGACACAACCGAUCUUGCAAGAGGAAAAUCCUAACCCUUGCCAACCAUCACCAUGUGGUCCGAAUGCAAUAUGUCGGGUUCAAAGUAAUCGAGCGGUUUGCUCAUGUGUGUCCAAUUACAUUGGGCGACCACCAAAUUGUCGACCCGAGUGUGUCGUCAAUUCUGAAUGUCCACUGCAACAGGCAUGUGUGAACGAAAAAUGUGUAGAUCCAUGUUACGGUUCCUGUGGACCCAACGCCGAAUGUAGAGUUGUGUCACAUAGACCCAUGUGUUCAUGUUACCCCGAUUAUACGGGCGAUCCUUUCUCUGGUUGCAAUAGAAUACAAAUAACCUACGAUCCUCCACCCAUGCCGUGUACACCAAGUCCAUGUGGUGUUAAUGCCGUGUGCAGGGAACAAAAUGGAGCUGGUUCAUGCUCUUGUUUGCCGGAAUAUUUUGGCGACCCAUACGUCGGUUGCCGACCAGAAUGUGUCAUGAACAGUGACUGCCCUAGAACACGAUCCUGUAUCAAUAGCAAAUGCGUAGAUCCUUGCCCAGGAACAUGCGGUAGCAAUGCCGAAUGUCACGUCGUUAAUCAUGCGCCAACUUGCACUUGUAUUGGCGGAUACAUCGGUAAUCCGUUCACGGCUUGUACACCUCAGCCGGAAAUUCGAGAGGAACCGAUCAAUCCUUGCCAACCCUCUCCUUGUGGGCCGAAUAGCAUCUGUCGUGUGGUCAACAACCACGCCGUCUGCUCUUGCAGCACAAACUUUAUCGGUACUCCUCCGAAUUGCCGACCGGAGUGUGUCGUUAGUUCCGAGUGUCCUUUGGACAAGGCCUGUCUCGGCCAGAAAUGCAAAGAUCCUUGUCCGGGAACUUGCGGACUGAAUGCACGCUGUCAGGUUGUCAAUCAUAAUCCAAUCUGCAGUUGCCAGAACGGAUUCACUGGUGAUCCAUUCAUCCGAUGUGUCCCAGAAGAAAAACGACCUGUCGUAAGCGACCCAGUCAACCCUUGUCAGCCCUCACCUUGCGGACCGAAUUCACAGUGUAAGCCUGUUGGCAAUACCGCUGCUUGCUCGUGCCUUCCAAAUUAUGUUGGACGAGCUCCCAACUGCCGCCCAGAAUGCACUUCAAACUCUCAAUGUUCACCAAUGCAAGCCUGCAUCAACGAGAAAUGCAAAGAUCCUUGCCCUGGAUCAUGCGGAACAUACGCUACUUGUGUGGUUCAAAACCAUCAACCGAGCUGCAAAUGCUACGAUGGAUACACCGGAGAUCCGUAUUCGGCGUGUAUGCCUGUUCCAAUUCACCGUGAACCAGAACAUGUUGAUCCAUGCAAUCCUUCGCCAUGCGGAGUGAACGCUGAAUGUAACGUGCGUAACAAUGCCGGCUCUUGUACUUGUUUGCCGGACUAUUUCGGUGAUCCGUAUCACGAGUGCAGACCUGAAUGUGUCCUCAAUACCGAUUGUCCAAAAACACGAUCGUGUCUCAAUAACAAGUGCAAAGAUCCGUGCCCAGGCAUGUGUGGAUUGAACGCUGAAUGCUUCGUUUCCAACCACGCUCCAACCUGCUCAUGCAUAGCCGGGUUCACGGGUAAUCCAUCAGUUGCGUGCCACGAGAUUCCCAAAUCUGAUCCAGUUCCCAAGAAUCCUUGUCGGCCGUCCCCAUGCGGGCCAUACAGUGAAUGCCGCGAGGUUAACAAUCAUGCAGUCUGCUCUUGUCAGAAGAAUUACAUCGGUACUCCUCCGGCUUGUCGACCGGAAUGUACUGUCAGCUCAGAAUGUCCUCAAGACAAAGCUUGCGUGAACCAGAAAUGCGUUGAUCCAUGUCCCGGCACUUGUGGUCUGAACGCCAGGUGCAAUGUCAUAAACCACAACCCGAUCUGCAGCUGUUCGCCUGGAUUUACUGGCGACCCCUUCAUUCGGUGCCUACCGGAAGAAAAAGACUUGGAACCCAAAGUACCCGAAAAUCCAUGCGUUCCUAAUCCGUGCGGUCCCAACUCGCAAUGCCGUGCGGUAGGGAACGUCCCAGCGUGCUCAUGUCUACCGAACUACAUAGGACGGGCGCCGAACUGCCGACCAGAGUGCACCAUCAAUUCGGAAUGUCCCGGAAACCUUGCAUGCAUGAACGAAAAAUGUCAAGACCCAUGCCCAGGUUCCUGUGGCCCCAAUGCUAUCUGUAACGUGAUUAAACACUCCCCCGUAUGCUCCUGCUCGUCCGGCUAUACCGGUGAUCCCUUCUCUGGGUGUAUGACUAUUCCUCCCCAACCAAUACGCGACGAAAGACAAGAUCCCUGCAAUCCUUCUCCAUGUGGAUCAAAUGCAGUUUGUAAGGAACGUAAUGGUGCUGGCUCUUGUACAUGUCUGCCGGAAUACUUCGGCGAUCCGUACAGUGGAUGCCGUCCGGAAUGUGUGACCAAUAGCGAUUGCCCACGUAACAAGGCCUGCAUCAAUAACAAAUGCAAAGACCCAUGCCCAGGGGUGUGCGGAAUCAAUGCCGAAUGUUACGUGGUCAAUCACUCGCCCAGUUGCACUUGUAUUUCGGGCUUUACUGGGGAUCCACUGUCCGCUUGCCACGAACCGAAGCAAAACGAACCAAUCAAUCCGUGUUCGCCGUCUCCGUGCGGACCCAAUAGCAUAUGCCGCGAAAUCAACGGACACGCGGUUUGCUCUUGUCAGACAGGUUUCAUUGGGACACCACCAAGUUGUCGGCCGGAAUGUGUCGUUAGCUCCGAAUGUCCCUUGGACAAGGCUUGCAUUAAUCAAAAAUGCCAAGAUCCCUGUCCGGGAACAUGCGGGCAGAACGCACGUUGUCAGAUCGUCAAUCAUAGCCCUAUCUGUAGCUGUUCUCCUGGCUUCACCGGGGAUCCCUUCAUAAGGUGUCUACCGGAAGAAAAACGCCCUGUGGUAUCUGAGCCUAUUGAUCCAUGUGUGCCGUCUCCCUGCGGACCAAACUCACAGUGUCGGGCUGUCGGCAAUACGCCGGCCUGCUCUUGCCUUCCGAACUAUGUCGGCAGGGCACCCAACUGUCGGCCGGAGUGUAUGAUAAACGCCGAAUGUCCCGCAAAUCUGGCAUGUGUAAACGAGAAAUGUAAAGAUCCUUGCGUAGGCUCAUGUGGCUUAAAUGCCAUUUGCACUGUAAUUAAGCACAAUCCAGUCUGCGAAUGCCAAGCUGGAUUCACUGGGGAUCCAUUUUCAGUUUGCACAGAGUUCAUUCAGCGUGCCCCUGAACCCGUCAAUCCUUGCAAUCCAUCGCCAUGCGGAGCUAAUGCCGUGUGUAAAGAACGUAACGGUGCUGGAUCUUGCUCAUGCUUGCCGGACUAUUUCGGUGAUCCAUACACCGGAUGUAGACCGGAGUGUGUUCAAAACUCCGACUGCGACAAGUUCCGAGCAUGUAUCAACAACAAAUGCAAGGAUCCAUGCCCUGGAGUAUGCGGAUUGAACGCUGAAUGCCGAGUACAGAACCAUAGUCCUCUAUGUUUCUGCCUGCAAGGAUACACUGGAAACCCUACGGCAGGUUGUUCAUUCGAAGAAAGAGUAACAGAACGACCUAAAGAUGUGGGUUGCUCUCCAUCACCUUGCGGACCGAACAGCCUCUGUCGGGAAGUGAACGGUCAUCCGGUGUGUUCAUGUCAGUCAGGAUACAUCGGAACUCCUCCAUCCUGCCGACCGGAAUGCGUUGUCAGCUCCGAGUGCAGCCAGGAUCGAGCAUGUGUUAACCAGAAAUGUGUCGAUCCAUGCCCAGGUACCUGCGGAACGAAUGCUCGUUGUCAAGUAGUCAACCACAAUCCGAUCUGCAGCUGUUCGCCAGGAUACACCGGUGAUCCAUUCAUUCGGUGCGUGAAGAAGGAGGUUGUGCCUAUUGAAUCCGAACCAAUCGAUCCCUGCUUGCCAUCGCCAUGUGGACCGAACUCCCAGUGCAGAGUGGUAGGAACGCAAGCGGCUUGCACAUGCCAAGCGAACUACAUCGGACGGCCACCAAACUGCCGUCCGGAAUGCACCAUCGAUGCAGAAUGCGCCAGUAACCUGGCUUGCCAGAACGAACGCUGUAUUGAUCCAUGUCCAGGAGCCUGUGGAAGCAACGCUAUCUGCCAAGUUGUUAAUCAUCGCGCUGUUUGCACAUGCAGCGAUGGUUACGAAGGUAACCCGCUGUUGCAAUGUGACCGUUCCGUUCCACCAACGACUGAACGAUUAACGCCAUGUACGCCCUCACCAUGUGGACCAAACGCUGAAUGUAAAGAAAGAAACAAUGCCGGAGCGUGUUACUGCCUACCGAACUAUGAAGGAAAUCCGUACGAUGUGUUCACCGGAUGUCGAAGGGAAUGUGACGUCAACAGUGACUGUGCCGACAAAUUGGCCUGUGUUAAUUACAAGUGCGUUGAUCCAUGUCCCGGAGUAUGUGGAAGUCAGGCCCUAUGCGAGAUUGUGAAUCACGUUCCAACGUGUGUUUGUCCGGAAGGAAUGGUUGGUGAUCCGUUCACGCGGUGUGUGUUGAAACAAGAAGAGCCAAUAACAAGAGCGCCACCAGUUUGCGAUCAGAGCACAUGUGGACCAAACAGCAUUUGUCGUAUCCAGAACGGCGUUGCCAUUUGCAAGUGUCAACCGGAAAUGACCGGAAGCCCGCCAAACUGCAGACCUGAAUGCCAGCUUAGCACCGAGUGCGACUCGCAAAAAGCAUGCGUCAAUUACAAAUGUAUCGAUCCUUGCCCAGGUUCAUGCGGACAGAACGCCAAGUGCCAAGUGAUCAAUCACAACCCGAUAUGCAGCUGCAGUCCGGGUUACACCGGUGAUCCAUUCUCACGGUGCUACAAGGAAGUCAGUACAACUACAGAGCGUCCAAAGACGCUCUGUGUCCCGUCACCAUGCGGACCGAAUGCCGAGUGCAAGGUCGUCGGUAACAAGGAAGCCUGCUCAUGUCUGCCGGACUAUACCGGAUCGCCGCCGAACUGCCGUCCCGAGUGUGUGCUCAGCAACGAGUGCGCCCAGAAUCAGGCCUGCAUCCGGCAGAAGUGUACCGACCCGUGUCCGGGAUCUUGCGGCCUCAACGCCCGCUGCACAGUGAUCAAUCAUACGCCGAGCUGCUCCUGCGAGGAGGGUUAUACGGGCGAUCCGUUCACCGGUUGCCAGUUCAUCCAAGCCGAUAUUCCCAAAGAGAACCAGUCCCCUUGUGUGCCCAGCCCGUGCGGGGCCAAUGCCAUCUGCCGGGAGCAGAACGGUGCCGGGUCGUGUACCUGCAUCGAGGAUCACUUUGGAAAUCCCUACGAAGGUUGUCGCCCCGAGUGUGUCUUGAAUUCGGACUGUCCCUCCAAUAGGGCCUGCAUCCGUAACCGCUGUCAGGACCCGUGUCCCGGAACGUGCGGCCAGAGCGCCGAGUGUCAAGUUGUCAAUCACCUGCCCUCGUGCACCUGCAUCGAUGGAUACGAGGGUGAUCCCUUCCGAUAUUGCCAUGUCAAACAGAGAGAACCCAUCGUGAGUCAGGAUCCAUGCAAUCCAACUCCAUGCGGACCUAACAGUCAAUGUAGAGAGGUUAACGAACAAGCUGUCUGCUCGUGUUUGCCAACGUACGUCGGUUCUCCCCCAGGAUGUCGACCGGAAUGUGUCACCAGUUCUGAAUGUUCGCUGGAUAGAGCAUGUAUCAAUCAGAAAUGUGUUGAUCCUUGCCCUGGAACUUGUGGCACAAAUACAAGAUGCAACGUAAACAAUCACAGUCCUAUUUGCACUUGUAGAUCUGGUUACACUGGAGAUCCGUUCACGCGAUGUUACCCCAAUCCACCGCCCCCUCAAGAUACUCAAAUUAUUGUCCGAGAUCCUUGUGUUCCGUCUCCAUGUGGAACAAACUCUCAAUGUCGUAACACGAACGGAGUGCCGUCCUGCUCAUGCCUUGCAAACUAUAUUGGGUCACCACCCAAUUGUAGACCGGAGUGCAUGAUUAACGCGGAAUGUCCAAGUAAUCAGGCGUGUAUGAACGAGAAAUGCAGAGACCCAUGUCCCGGAUCCUGCGGAAUUGGAGCCAGAUGUAAUGUAAUUAACCAUACCCCGACCUGUACUUGUGAAACUGGGUACACGGGAGAUCCGUUUACAAAUUGCUACCCUGAGCCACCGCCUCCAAGAGAACCAGUGCGGGAUGACCCAUGCAAUCCAUCUCCAUGUGGACCGAAUGCGCAAUGCAACAAUGGAAUCUGCACUUGUUUACCUGAAUAUCAAGGUGACCCUUACCAAGGAUGUCGUCCGGAGUGUGUUCUUAACUCGGAUUGCCCACGUGACAAGGCCUGCAUACGCAGCAAAUGCGUUGAUCCUUGUCCAGGAACAUGUGGACAGGAUGCUUUGUGCGAAGUCAUCAACCACAUUCCAAUGUGCAGUUGCCCAGCCGGAAUGGCUGGCAACGCAUUUGUGCAAUGCAGGCCUCAACAGGCCCCACCAGUCAGCAAUCCGUGUAAUCCAUCACCAUGCGGUCCGAACAGUCAAUGUCGAGAAGUAAAUGGCCAAGCUGUGUGUUCGUGUGUGCCAGGGUUCAUUGGAAGUCCGCCAACCUGCAGACCGGAAUGCGUCGUUAGUUCUGAAUGUCCACAAAAUCAGGCCUGUAACAAUCAAAAAUGUAGAGAUCCAUGUCCAGGAACAUGCGGUGUCGGAGCACGAUGCUCUGUUGUUAAUCAUAACCCAAUCUGCAGUUGUCCGGGAAGAUACACUGGUGAUCCAUUCAUCCGUUGUCAGCCUAUGAUUGAUCCUCCAGUUCAAAUGACUCCUGUCCAUCCGUGCCAACCGUCUCCAUGUGGUCCGAAUGCUGAAUGCCGACCUGUUGGUGACUCACCGUCAUGCACCUGCUUGGAUAACAUGAUUGGAACGCCUCCCAAUUGCCGACCUGAAUGCGUCAGUAAUACGGAAUGUGCAAGUAAUCUUGCCUGUAUUCGGCAGAAAUGUCAGAAUCCAUGUACGGGAGCUUGCGGAGCGAACGCUGAGUGUCGAGUCGUCAGCCAUACACCGAUGUGCAUCUGUUCAGUUGGAUUCACUGGCGAUCCGUUCACUCAGUGCGUGCCUGUUCAGCAGGAUGUUCCAAGGGAGCCAGUCUCACCGUGUAUUCCAAGCCCGUGCGGAGCCAAUGCGGUCUGUAGGGAGCAGAACGGUGCCGGCUCAUGCACGUGCAUUGAGGAUUACUUUGGUAACCCGUAUGAGGGAUGUAGACCAGAGUGCGUAUUGAACUCGGAUUGUCCUUCGAGCAGAGCUUGCGUGCGAAACAAGUGUCAAGACCCGUGCCCGGGAACUUGUGGUCAGAAUGCGGAUUGUCUGGUAGUCAACCAUCUACCGUCCUGCACAUGCUACCAAGGAUACGAAGGAGAUCCGUUCAGAUUUUGUACUAUCCUACAAUAUGUGGACCCAUGCCAGCCGAGUCCAUGUGGUCCGAACAGUCAAUGUCGUGAAAUCAACGGGCAGGGCGUUUGCUCGUGCUUGCCUACAUACAUUGGAUCUCCUCCUGGAUGUCGACCAGAAUGUGUUUCCAGUUCUGAAUGUUCUCUGGAUAAGGCUUGUGUCAAUCAGAAAUGUGUUGAUCCUUGUCCUGGGACUUGUGGGACGAACGCCAGAUGUAAUGUCAAUAAUCAUAGUCCCAUAUGCUCUUGUCAAUCGGGAUACACUGGAGAUCCGUUUACACGAUGCUACCCUAAUCCACCACCACCACAAGAUACUCAAAUCGUUGUCCGCGACCCUUGUGCCCCUUCACCAUGUGGUCCAAACUCUCAAUGUCGAAACAUCAAUGGAAGUCCAUCCUGCUCUUGUCUAGUCAACUACAUUGGAUCACCACCUAAUUGUAGACCUGAAUGUAUGAUCAAUGCUGAAUGUCAAAGUAAUCAGGCUUGUAUGAACGAGAAAUGCAGGGAUCCAUGUCCUGGAUCAUGCGGAGUUGGAGCCAGAUGUAAUGUCAUUAAUCAUACUCCGAUCUGUACCUGUGAAGCCGGAUAUACGGGAGAUCCGUUCACGAAUUGCUACCCUGAACCACCACCUUCGAGAGAGCCAGUACGAGAUGAUCCAUGCAAUCCAUCACCUUGUGGACCAAAUGCGCAAUGUAACAACGGUAUCUGCACUUGUUUACCUGAAUACCAAGGAGACCCGUAUCAAGGAUGUCGACCUGAAUGCGUCCUCAACUCGGACUGCCCUCGUGACAAGGCCUGCAUCCGCAGCAAGUGUGUUGAUCCUUGUCCAGGAACAUGCGGACAGGAUGCCUUGUGUGAAGUCAUUAACCACAUUCCAAUGUGCAGUUGUCCAAACGGCAUGGCAGGAAAUGCAUUUGUACAAUGCAGACCUCAGCAAGUCCCACCAGUCAGCAACCCAUGCAAUCCAUCACCAUGUGGACCUAACAGUCAAUGUAGAGAGAUAAAUGGACAAGCAGUAUGCUCAUGUGUGCCUGGAUACCUCGGAAGUCCUCCCACUUGUAGACCAGAAUGCGUCGGUCACUCAGAAUGUCCUCAAAACCAAGCUUGCAACAACCAGAAAUGUAGAGACCCAUGUCCAGGGACAUGUGGUGUCGGAGCUCGGUGCUCCGUUGUCAAUCACAAUCCAAUCUGCAGUUGCCCCCAACGUUACACUGGUGAUCCAUUUAUCCGUUGUCAACCCAUAAUUGAACCUCCAGUUCAAAUGACCCCUGUCAAUCCAUGUCAACCAUCUCCAUGUGGUCCGAAUGCUGAAUGUCGACCCGUUGGUGACUCCCCAUCAUGCACAUGUUUGGAUAACAUGAUUGGAUCGCCUCCCAACUGUCGACCAGAAUGUGUCAGUAAUUCCGAAUGUCCAAGCAAUCUUGCCUGUAUUCGGCAAAAAUGUCAGAAUCCAUGUACGGGAGCCUGUGGUUCGAACGCUGAGUGUCGCGUCGUCAGUCAUACCCCCAUGUGCAUCUGCACGGUUGGAUAUACUGGCGAUCCGUUUACCCAAUGUGUACCUGUUCAGCAGGAUGUCCCAAGAGAACCAACAUCCCCAUGUGUUCCUAGUCCGUGCGGAGCCAAUGCCGCCUGUAGAGAACAGAACGGUGCCGGAUCAUGUACUUGUGUUGACGAUCACUUCGGAAACCCAUACGAAGGUUGCAGACCGGAAUGUGUUUUGAACUCAGAUUGUCCUUCGAAUCGAGCUUGUGUUCGGAACAAAUGCCAAGACCCAUGUCCGGGAACAUGUGGUCAAAAUGCAGAUUGCCAAGUAGUUAAUCAUUUGCCUUCGUGUACUUGCUUCUCGGGAUACGAAGGGGAUCCCUUCCGAUACUGCAAUGUACAACAACGUGAACCUAUCCAAGAAUACGUAAACCCUUGUCAACCAAGUCCGUGUGGCCCGAACAGUCAAUGUCGUGAAAUCAACGGACAGGGCGUAUGUUCCUGCCUGCCUACAUAUGUUGGAUCUCCUCCUGGAUGCCGACCGGAAUGUGUUACCAGUUCUGAAUGUUCUCUGGAUAAGGCUUGUGUCAAUCAGAAAUGUGUUGAUCCUUGUCCUGGAACUUGUGGGACGAACGCCAGAUGUAAUGUCAACAACCAUAGCCCCAUCUGCUCUUGUCAAUCAGGAUACACUGAUCCGUUUUCAAGAUGCUACCCCAAUCCACCACCUCCUCAAGAUACUCAAGUUGUGGUCCGAGAUCCUUGUAUUCCAUCACCAUGCGGUCCAAACUCUCAAUGUCGAAACAGCAACGGAAGUCCAUCGUGCUCUUGUCUAGUCAACUACAUUGGAUCACCACCUAAUUGUAGACCUGAGUGCACGAUCAAUGCCGAAUGUCCAAGUAACCAGGCUUGUAUGAACGAGAAAUGCAGGGAUCCGUGUCCUGGAUCAUGCGGAGUUGGAGCCAGAUGUAAUGUCAUUAAUCACACGCCGAUCUGUACUUGUGAGGCUGGAUACACGGGAGAUCCGUUCACGAAUUGCUACCCAGAACCACCACCUCCGAGAGAGCCAGUACGAGAUGACCCAUGUAAUCCAUCCCCUUGUGGACCAAAUGCACAGUGCAACAACGGCAUUUGCACUUGUUUACCUGAAUACCAAGGAGACCCGUACCAAGGAUGUCGACCUGAAUGCGUCCUCAACUCGGACUGCCCUCGUGACAAGGCCUGUAUCCGCAGCAAGUGUGUUGAUCCUUGCCCAGGAACAUGCGGACAGGAUGCCUUGUGUGAAGUCAUUAAUCACAUUCCAAUGUGCAGUUGUCCAAAUGGAAUGGCCGGCAACGCCUUUGUUCAAUGCCGACCUCAGCAGGCCCCACCAGUCAGUAAUCCAUGUAACCCGUCCCCUUGUGGCCCCAAUAGUCAAUGUAGAGAGAUCAACGGCCAAGCUGUGUGCUCUUGUGUGCCUGGAUACAUCGGUAGUCCACCCACUUGUAGACCGGAAUGUGUUGUCAGCUCCGAAUGUCCUCAAAACCAAGCUUGCAACAACCAGAAGUGCAGAGACCCAUGUCCAGGGACAUGUGGUGUCGGAGCUCGGUGCUCCGUUGUCAAUCACAAUCCAAUCUGCAGUUGGCCAGAACGAUACACUGGUGAUCCAUUCAUCCGUUGUCAACCCAUAAUUGAACCUCCAGUUCAAAUGACUCCUGUCAAUCCUUGUCAACCAUCUCCAUGUGGUCCGAAUGCUGAAUGUCGACCCGUUGGAGACUCCCCAUCAUGCACAUGUUUGGAUAACAUGAUUGGAUCGCCUCCCAACUGUCGACCAGAAUGCAUCAGUAAUUCAGAAUGUCCAAGCAAUCUUGCCUGUAUUCGACAAAAAUGUCAGAAUCCAUGUACGGGAGCCUGUGGUUCGAACGCUGAGUGUCGCGUCGUCAGUCAUACCCCCAUGUGCAUCUGCUCGAUAGGAUUCACUGGCGAUCCGUUCACCCAAUGUGUACCUGUUCAGCAGGAUGUCCCAAGAGAGCCAACGUCCCCAUGUGUUCCUAGUCCGUGCGGAGCCAAUGCCGUCUGUAGAGAACAGAACGGUGCCGGAUCGUGCACUUGUGUUGACGAUCACUUCGGGAACCCAUACGAAGGUUGCAGGCCGGAAUGUGUUUUGAACUCAGAUUGUCCAUCAAAUCGAGCUUGCGUUCGGAACAAAUGCCAAGACCCAUGUCCGGGAACCUGUGGUCAAAAUGCAGAUUGCCAAGUCGUUAAUCAUCUGCCUUCAUGUACUUGCUUCUCGGGAUACGAAGGGGAUCCCUUCCGAUACUGCAAUGUACAACAACGUGAACCUAUCCAAGAAUACGUAAACCCUUGUCAACCAAGUCCGUGUGGCCCGAACAGUCAAUGUCGUGAAAUCAACGGACAGGGCGUAUGUUCCUGCCUGCCUAUAGAUGUUGGAUCUCCGCCGGGAUGCCGACCGGAAUGUGUUACCAGUUCUGAAUGUUCUCUGGAUAAGGCUUGUGUCAACCAGAAAUGUGUUGAUCCUUGUCCUGGAACUUGUGGGACGAACGCCAGAUGUAAUGUCAACAACCAUAGCCCCAUCUGCUCUUGUCAAUCGGGAUACACUGGAGAUCCGUUUUCAAGAUGCUACCCCAAUCCACCACCUCCUCAAGAUACUCAAGUUGUGGUCCGAGAUCCUUGUAUUCCUUCACCAUGCGGUCCAAACUCUCAAUGUCGAAACAUUAACGGAAGUCCAUCGUGCUCUUGUCUAGUCAACUACAUUGGAUCACCACCCAACUGUAGACCUGAGUGUACGAUCAAUGCCGAAUGUCCAAGUAACCAGGCUUGUAUGAACGAGAAAUGCAGGGAUCCGUGUCCUGGAUCAUGCGGAGUUGGAGCCAGAUGUAAUGUAAUUAAUCAUACGCCGAUCUGUACAUGUGAGGCUAGAUACACGGGAGAUCCGUUCACGAAUUGCUACCCUGAACCACCACCUCCGAGAGAGCCAGUACGAGAUGAUCCAUGCAAUCCAUCACCUUGUGGAUCAAAUGCGCAAUGUAGCAACGGUAUCUGCACUUGUUUACCUGAAUACCAAGGAGACCCAUAUCAAGGAUGUCGACCUGAAUGCGUUCUCAACUCCGAUUGUCCACGUGACAAAGCUUGCAUUCGCAGCAAGUGCGUUGAUCCUUGUCCAGGAACAUGCGGACAGGAUGCCUUGUGUGAAGUCAUUAACCACAUUCCAAUGUGCAGUUGUCCAAACGGCAUGGCAGGAAAUGCAUUUGUACAAUGCAGACCUCAGCAAGCCCCACCAGUCAGCAACCCAUGCAAUCCAUCACCAUGUGGACCUAACAGUCAAUGUAGAGAGAUAAAUGGACAAGCAGUAUGCUCAUGUGUGCCUGGAUACAUCGGAAGUCCUCCCACUUGUAGACCAGAGUGCGUCGGUCACUCAGAAUGUCCACAAAAUCAAGCUUGCAACAACCAGAAGUGUAGAGACCCAUGUCCAGGGACAUGUGGUGUCGGAGCUCGAUGCUCCGUUGUCAAUCACAAUCCAAUCUGCAGUUGCCCUGAAAGAUACACUGGUGAUCCAUUCAUCCGUUGUCAACCCAUAAUUGAACCUCCAGUUCAAAUGACUCCUGUCAAUCCUUGUCAGCCAUCUCCAUGUGGUCCGAAUGCUGAAUGUCGACCCGUUGGAGACUCCCCAUCAUGUACAUGUUUGGAUAACAUGAUUGGAUCGCCUCCCAACUGUCGACCAGAAUGUGUCAGUAAUUCCGAAUGUCCAAGCAAUCUUGCCUGUAUUCGGCAAAAAUGUCAGAAUCCAUGUACGGGAGCCUGUGGUUCGAACGCUGAGUGUCGCGUCGUCAGUCAUACCCCCAUGUGCAUCUGCUCGAUAGGAUUCACUGGCGAUCCGUUCACCCAAUGUGUACCUGUUCAGCAGGAUGUCCCAAGAGAGCCAACGUCCCCAUGUGUUCCUAGUCCGUGCGGAGCCAAUGCCAUUUGUAGAGAACAGAACGGUGCCGGAUCAUGUACUUGUGUUGACGAUCAUUUCGGAAACCCAUACGAAGGUUGCAGACCGGAAUGUGUUUUGAACUCAGAUUGUCCAUCGAACAGAGCUUGCGUUCGGAACAAAUGCCAAGACCCAUGUCCGGGGACCUGCGGACAAAAUGCAGCUUGCCAAGUCGUUAAUCAUCUGCCUUCGUGUACUUGCUUCUCGGGAUACGAAGGAGAUCCCUUCCGAUACUGCAACGUGCAACAACGUGAACCUAUCCAACAAUAUGUGAACCCGUGCCAACCCAGUCCGUGUGGACCGAACAGCCAAUGUCGUGAAAUCAAUGGACAGGCCGUUUGCUCGUGCCAGCCCACAUACAUUGGAUCUCCUCCAGGAUGUCGACCGGAAUGCGUCUCCAGUUCCGAAUGUUCUCUCGAUAAGGCCUGUGUCAACCAGAAAUGUGUUGACCCAUGCCCGGGAACUUGCGGUACCAAUGCCAGAUGCAAUGUAAACAACCAUAGUCCCAUUUGUUCGUGUCAAUCUGGUUACACUGGAGAUCCAUUCACACGAUGCUAUCCUAAUCCACCUCCUCCUCAAGAUACCCAAGUUGUUGUUCGCGACCCUUGUGCCCCUUCACCAUGCGGACCAAAUUCGCAAUGCCGAAACGUUAACGGAGUGCCAUCGUGCUCUUGUCUAGUCAACUACAUUGGUUCUCCACCCAACUGUAGACCUGAGUGUACCAUCAAUGCUGAAUGUCCAAGUAAUCAAGCCUGCAUGAAUGAGAAAUGCAGAGAUCCAUGUCCAGGAUCAUGCGGAAUCGGAGCCAGAUGUAAUGUCAUUAAUCAUACGCCGAUCUGUACAUGUGAAGCUGGAUAUACGGGAGAUCCGUUCACGAAUUGCUACCCUGAACCACCACCACCGAGAGAACCAGUACGAGAUGAUCCUUGUAAUCCUUCUCCUUGUGGACCAAAUGCGCAAUGCAGCAACGGUAUCUGCACUUGUUUACCUGAAUACCAAGGAGAUCCGUAUCAAGGUUGCCGUCCGGAAUGCGUCUUGAACUCGGAUUGCUCACGUGACAAAGCUUGCAUACGCAGCAAAUGCGUUGAUCCUUGUCCAGGAACUUGCGGACAGGAUGCCUUGUGUGAAGUCAUUAAUCACAUUCCUAUGUGUAGUUGUCCCAACGGAAUGGCCGGAAACGCAUUUGUGCAAUGCAGACCUCAACAAGCGCCACCCGUCAGUAAUCCAUGCAAUCCAUCACCGUGUGGUCCAAACAGUCAAUGUCGAGAAAUUAAUGGCCAAGCUGUGUGCUCUUGUGUACAAGGAUUUAUUGGUAGCCCACCAACCUGCCGACCGGAAUGUGUAGUCAACUCGGAAUGUCCACAAAACCAAGCCUGCAGCAACCAGAAGUGUAGAGACCCGUGUCCAGGAACUUGCGGUGUUAAUGCACGUUGCUCAGUAGUCAAUCACAAUCCAAUUUGCAGUUGUCCAGAUAGAUAUUCUGGCGAUCCAUUUAUUCGUUGUCAACCAAUAGUUGAACCUCCCGUACAAAUGGCACCGGUGAAUCCUUGUCAACCCUCCCCAUGUGGUCCUAACGCUGAGUGUAGGCCAAUUGGAGACUCACCAUCCUGCACCUGCCUUCAAGAUAUGAUUGGUUCACCUCCCAAUUGUCGGCCGGAGUGUAUCAGUAACUCCGAAUGUUCAUACAGCCUUGCCUGCAUCCGACAAAAAUGCCAAAACCCUUGCGAAGGAGCAUGCGGAAACAACGCAGAGUGUAGGGUUGUGAGUCAUACCCCAAUGUGCAUAUGUUCAGUAGGAUACACGGGAGAUCCGUUUACACAAUGUUCACCGGUUCAACAAGAUGUACCACGGGAACCAGUUUCGCCUUGUAGCCCAAGUCCAUGUGGAGCAAACGCAAACUGCAGAGAGCAAAACGGAGCCGGCGCAUGUACAUGCGUGGAAGAUCACUUCGGAAACCCGUACGAAGGAUGUAGACCGGAGUGUGUGUUGAACUCCGACUGUCCAUCCAAUAGGGCGUGUAUUCGGAACAAAUGUCAAGACCCCUGCCCAGGAACGUGCGGACAAAAUGCGGACUGCCAAGUGGUGAAUCAUCUACCGUCAUGUACAUGCCGAACGGGGUAUGAAGGAGAUCCAUUCAGAUUCUGCAACGUGCAACAACGCGAACCUAUUCAACAAUAUGUGGAUCCAUGUCAACCAAGUCCUUGUGGUCCAAAUAGCCAGUGCCGUGAAAUCAACGGGCAGGGCGUUUGCUCGUGCUUGCCCACAUAUAUUGGAUCUCCUCCGGGAUGUCGACCAGAAUGCGUCACCAGUUCUGAAUGUUCACUGGAUAAGGCUUGUGUUAAUCAGAAGUGUGUUGACCCUUGUCCUGGGACAUGCGGAACCAACGCUAGAUGCAAUGUAAACAAUCAUAGUCCAAUUUGUUCUUGUGUAUCUGGUUAUACCGGAGAUCCGUUCACGCGAUGCUACCCCAAUCCACCUCCCCCUCAAGAUACUCAAGUUGUCGUUCGAGACCCUUGCGUUCCUUCACCGUGCGGAUCAAACUCUCAAUGCCGAAAUGUCAACGGUGUUCCAUCGUGCUCUUGUCUAGUCAACUACAUUGGAUCACCACCCAAUUGUAGACCUGAGUGCACGAUCAAUGCCGAAUGUCCAAGUAACCAGGCUUGUAUGAACGAGAAAUGCAGGGACCCAUGUCCUGGAUCAUGCGGAGUUGGAGCCAGAUGUAAUGUCAUUAAUCAUACUCCGAUCUGUACCUGUGAAGCCGGAUAUACGGGAGAUCCGUUCACGAAUUGCUACCCUGAACCACCACCUCCGAGAGAGCCAGUACGAGAUGAUCCAUGCAAUCCAUCACCUUGUGGGCCAAAUGCCCAAUGUAACAACGGUAUCUGCACUUGUUUACCUGAAUACCAAGGAGACCCGUAUCAAGGAUGUCGACCUGAAUGCGUCCUCAACUCGGACUGCCCUCGUGACAAGGCCUGUAUCCGCAGCAAGUGUGUUGAUCCUUGUCCAGGAACCUGCGGCCAGGAUGCAUUGUGCGAAGUCAUUAAUCACAUUCCAAUGUGCAGUUGUCCGAAUGGCAUGGCCGGGAACGCAUUCGUGCAAUGCAGACCUCAACAAGCCCCGCCAGUCAGUAAUCCGUGCAAUCCGUCGCCUUGCGGUCCAAACAGUCAAUGUCGAGAAAUCAACGGUCAAGCAGUAUGUUCAUGUGUGCCUGGAUUCAUCGGAAGUCCACCGACUUGCCGACCGGAAUGUGUCGUUAGCUCAGAAUGUCCUCAGAAUCAGGCCUGUAAUAACCAGAAAUGUAGAGACCCAUGUCCAGGAACAUGUGGUGUCGGAGCUCGGUGUUCAGUUGUCAAUCAUAACCCGAUCUGCAGUUGUCCAGAACGAUACACUGGUGAUCCAUUCAUCCGUUGUCAACCCAUAAUUGAACCUCCUGUUCAAAUGACCCCUGUCAAUCCAUGCCAACCGUCUCCAUGUGGUCCAAAUGCUGAAUGCCGACCUGUUGGUGAUUCUCCAUCAUGCACGUGCCUGGAUAACAUGAUCGGUUCACCUCCAAACUGUCGACCUGAGUGUAUAAGUAACUCAGAAUGCGCCAGUAAUCUUGCCUGUAUUCGACAAAAAUGUCAAGAUCCAUGUUCAGGUGCCUGUGGAUCGAACGCUGAAUGUCGGGUCGUCAGCCACGUACCCAUGUGCAUUUGCACGAUCGGGUUCACCGGUGAUCCGUUUACUCAGUGCGUACCUGUUCAGCAGGAUGUCCCAAGGGAGCCAACGUCGCCUUGUGUUCCCAGUCCGUGCGGAGCCAAUGCCGUCUGCAGGGAACAGAACGGUGCCGGAUCGUGUACUUGUGUUGACGAUCACUUUGGAAAUCCAUACGAAGGAUGUCGACCCGAAUGCGUACUUAACUCGGAUUGUGCAUCGAACCGAGCAUGUGUUCGAAACAAAUGUCAAGACCCGUGUCCAGGAACAUGUGGACAAAAUGCGGAAUGUCAAGUUGUUAACCAUCUACCUUCUUGCACUUGUAUCAACGGAUACGAAGGCGAUCCAUUCCGAUUCUGUAGCAUUCAGCAAAGAGAGCCAAUCCAACAAUACGUAAACCCAUGCCAACCAAGUCCUUGUGGUCCAAACAGUCAAUGUCGUGAGAUCAAUGGACAGGCCGUUUGCUCGUGCCUGCCCACAUACAUUGGAUCUCCUCCGGGAUGUCGGCCAGAAUGCGUCACAAGUUCCGAAUGCCCUCUGGAUAGGGCGUGUGUCAACCAGAAAUGUGUUGAUCCUUGUCCAGGAACUUGCGGAACCAAUGCCAGAUGUAAUGUCAACAACCAUAGUCCUAUCUGCUCGUGUCAAUCUGGUUUCACCGGAGAUCCGUUCACACGAUGCUAUCCCAACCCACCACCACCUCAAGAUACUCAAAUUAUCGUCCGAGAUCCUUGUGUACCAUCUCCAUGUGGACCAAACUCACAAUGCCGUAACAUUAAUGGUGUUCCAUCGUGCUCUUGUCUAGUCAACUACAUUGGUUCACCGCCGAAUUGUAGACCUGAGUGUACGAUCAAUGCAGAAUGUCCAAGUAAUCAGGCCUGCAUGAACGAGAAAUGUCGAGACCCAUGUCCCGGAUCGUGCGGAGUUGGAGCCAGAUGCAAUGUCAUUAAUCAUACGCCGAUCUGUACUUGUGAAGCUGGAUACACGGGAGAUCCAUUCACGAAUUGCUACCCAGAACCACCUCCACCGAGAGAGCCAGUGAGGGAUGAUCCAUGCAAUCCAUCUCCAUGUGGACCAAAUGCGCAAUGCAACAAUGGAAUCUGCACAUGUCUGCCAGAAUAUCAAGGUGACCCAUACCAAGGAUGUCGUCCGGAGUGCGUUCUCAACUCGGACUGUCCACGUGACAAAGCCUGCAUACGGAGUAAAUGCGUUGACCCUUGUCCAGGAACUUGUGGACAGGAUGCCUUGUGCGAAGUCAUCAAUCACAUUCCAAUGUGCAGUUGUCCGACAGGAAUGGCCGGCAACGCAUUUGUGCAAUGCAGACCUCAACAGGCCCCACCGGUCAGUAAUCCGUGCAAUCCAUCACCUUGUGGUCCAAACAGUCAAUGUCGAGAGAUUAAUGGCCAAGCUGUAUGUUCAUGUGUGCCUGGAUACAUCGGUAGUCCACCGACAUGUAGGCCGGAAUGUGUUGUCAGUUCUGAAUGUCCCCAAAACCAAGCCUGCAACAACCAAAAGUGUAGAGAUCCAUGUCCAGGAACUUGUGGCGUUGGAGCACGGUGUUCUGUUGUCAAUCAUAACCCGAUUUGUAGUUGCCCUGAGCGAUAUACCGGUGAUCCAUUCAUCCGUUGUCAACCUAUAAUUGAACCUCCAGUUCAAAUGACUCCUGUCAAUCCAUGUCAACCAUCUCCAUGUGGUCCAAAUGCCGAAUGUCGACCUGUUGGCGACUCACCAUCAUGCACGUGUCUGGAUAACAUGAUUGGUUCACCUCCCAACUGUCGGCCCGAAUGCGUCAGUAAUUCGGAAUGUGCAAGCAAUCUAGCCUGUAUUCGGCAGAAAUGUCAAAAUCCAUGUACGAGGGCUUGUGGAGCGAAUGCUGAGUGUCGAGUCGUCAGUCAUGUGCCCAUGUGCAUUUGCUCAAUCGGAUUCACCGGCGAUCCAUUCACUCAGUGCGUCCCUGUUCAGCAGGAUGUUCCACGGGAGCCAACGUCCCCUUGCGUUCCUAGUCCUUGCGGAGCCAACGCCGUCUGUAGGGAACAGAACGGUGCCGGAUCGUGUACCUGUGUCGAUGAUCAUUUCGGAAACCCGUACGAGGGAUGCAGACCGGAAUGCGUACUGAACUCGGAUUGCGCGUCUAAUCGAGCAUGCGUCAGGAACAAAUGCCAAGAUCCAUGCCCUGGAACCUGUGGCCAAAAUGCGAAUUGUCAAGUCGUCAAUCAUUUGCCUUCCUGUACUUGUGUCAGCGGAUAUGAAGGCGAUCCAUUCCGAUUCUGCAGCAUUCAGCAGAGAGAACCAAUUCAACAAUACGUCAAUCCAUGCCAACCAAGCCCCUGUGGUCCGAAUAGUCAGUGUCGUGAAAUCAACGGGCAGGGCGUUUGCUCGUGCUUGCCCACGUACAUUGGAUCUCCUCCGGGAUGUCGACCGGAAUGCGUCACCAGUUCUGAAUGUUCUCUCGAUAGAGCCUGUGUCAACCAGAAAUGUGUUGACCCUUGUCCUGGAACAUGCGGAACCAAUGCCAGAUGCAAUGUCAACAACCAUAGUCCUAUCUGCUCGUGUCAAUCUGGUUUCACCGGAGAUCCUUUCACUCGGUGUUACCCAAAUCCACCCCCUCCUCAAGAUACACAAAUUGUUGUCCGAGAUCCCUGUGUUCCAUCGCCAUGCGGACCAAACUCGCAAUGCCGAAACGUCAAUGGAGUUCCAUCGUGCUCUUGUCUAGUCAACUACAUUGGGUCACCGCCCAACUGUAGACCUGAGUGUACGAUCAAUGCCGAAUGUCCCAGUAAUCAGGCUUGUAUGAACGAGAAAUGCAGAGACCCAUGUCCAGGAUCAUGUGGAGUCGGAGCCAGAUGUAAUGUCAUUAAUCAUACGCCGAUCUGUACCUGUGAGGCUGGAUAUACGGGAGAUCCGUUCACGAAUUGCUACCCUGAACCACCACCACCAAGAGAACCAGUAAGAGAUGAUCCAUGCAAUCCGUCUCCUUGUGGACCAAAUGCACAAUGCAACAACGGAAUUUGCACUUGUUUACCGGAAUACCAAGGAGAUCCGUAUCAAGGUUGCCGUCCGGAAUGCGUCCUCAACUCGGAUUGUCCUCGUGACAAGGCUUGCAUACGCAGCAAGUGCGUUGACCCUUGUCCAGGAACAUGCGGACAGGACGCUUUGUGCGAAGUCAUCAAUCACAUUCCAAUGUGCAGUUGUCCGAACGGAAUGGCAGGAAACGCAUUUGUGCAAUGCCGACCUCAACAAGCUCCACCUGUCAGUAAUCCAUGCAAUCCGUCACCUUGUGGUCCUAAUAGUCAAUGUCGCGAAAUUAAUGGACAAGCUGUUUGUUCAUGUGUACCAGGAUUCAUUGGAAGUCCGCCAACGUGUAGACCCGAAUGUGUCGUAAGCUCUGAAUGCCCACAAAAUCAAGCCUGCAAUAAUCAGAAAUGCAGAGAUCCCUGUCCAGGAACUUGUGGCGUUGGGGCACGAUGCUCGGUAGUUAACCACAACCCCAUUUGCAGUUGUCCUGAACGUUACACUGGCGAUCCAUUUAUUCGUUGUCAACAAAUCAUUGAACCUCCCGUUCAAAUGACACCCGUUAAUCCUUGCCAGCCUUCGCCGUGUGGCCCAAAUUCGGAAUGUAGACCUGUUGGCGAUUCGCCAUCCUGCACAUGUUUGCCUGAUAUGAUCGGAUCACCACCCAACUGUCGCCCCGAGUGUAUUAGCAACUCGGACUGUGCAAGCAACCUCGCGUGUAUUCGACAGAAAUGUCAAAAUCCAUGCAUUGGUGCUUGUGGAGCGAACGCUGAGUGCCGAGUUGUUAGCCACACUCCCAUAUGCAUCUGUUCAAUAGGCUACACCGGUGAUCCGUUCAGUCAGUGCACGCCAGUGCAACAGGACGUCCCGAGGGAACCGACUUCUCCAUGCGUACCGAGCCCAUGCGGAGCCAACGCUGUUUGCAGGGAACAAAAUGGAGCCGGGGCUUGCACCUGCAGCGACGAUUACUUCGGAAAUCCUUACGAAGGAUGCCGCCCCGAGUGUGUCGUUAGUUCUGACUGCCCGUCCAAUCGGGCAUGCGUUCGCAAUAAAUGUCAAGAUCCUUGCCCGGGAACGUGCGGUCAGAACGCGCAGUGUCAAGUUGUGAACCAUUUACCGUCGUGCACCUGUAACGAUGGGUACCAGGGCGAUCCAUUCAGGUUCUGCACAGUGCAGCAGAGAGAACCUGAACCCGUUUACAAAAAUCCAUGUCAACCAAGCCCAUGUGGUCCCAAUAGCCAAUGUCGUGAGAUUAAUGGCCAAGCCGUCUGCUCGUGUUUGCCGACAUACAUAGGAUCUCCUCCUGGGUGUCGACCAGAAUGUGUUACGAGUUCUGAGUGCACACAGGACAAGGCUUGUGUCAACCAGAAAUGUGUUGACCCUUGCCCAGGAACAUGUGGAACCAAUGCCAGAUGUAAUGUCAACAACCAUAGUCCUAUCUGCUCGUGUCAAUCUGGAUACACCGGAGAUCCGUUUACACGAUGCUAUCCCAAUCCACCACCACCUCAAGAUACUCCAGUCGUCGUUAGGGAUCCUUGUGUACCAUCACCAUGCGGACCAAACUCGCAAUGUCGAAAUAUUAAUGGAGUUCCAUCGUGCUCUUGUCUAGUCAACUACAUUGGAUCACCCCCGAAUUGUAGACCUGAGUGUACGAUCAAUGCCGAAUGUCCCAGCAAUCAGGCUUGUAUGAACGAGAAAUGCAGGGAUCCAUGUCCUGGUUCAUGUGGAGUCGGAGCCAGAUGUAAUGUAAUCAAUCAUACUCCAGUGUGUACUUGUGAAGCUGGAUAUACGGGAGAUCCGUUUACAAAUUGCUACCCUGAACCACCACCACCGAGAGAACCAGUAAGAGAUGAUCCAUGCAAUCCGUCCCCAUGUGGUCCAAAUGCACAGUGCAACAACGGUAUUUGCACUUGUUUACCGGAAUACCAAGGAGAUCCGUAUCAAGGCUGUCGUCCGGAAUGCGUCCUCAACUCGGAUUGUCCACGUGACAAGGCUUGCAUACGCAGCAAAUGCGUUGACCCUUGUCCAGGAACAUGCGGCCAGGAUGCCUUGUGCGAAGUCAUCAACCACAUUCCAAUGUGCAGUUGUCCAAAUGGAAUGGCCGGCAAUGCCUUUGUUCAAUGCAGACCUCAACAAGCCCCGCCAGUCAGUAAUCCAUGCAAUCCGUCACCUUGUGGCCCGAACAGUCAAUGCCGGGAAAUCAACGGCCAAGCAGUGUGUUCAUGCGUGCCUGGUUUCAUCGGAAGCCCACCAACGUGCAGACCGGAAUGUGUCGUAAACUCUGAAUGUCCACAAAAUCAAGCUUGCAGUAACCAGAAAUGCAGAGAUCCUUGCCCAGGAACAUGUGGCGUAGGAGCCAGAUGCUCUGUGGUAAACCAUAACCCGAUUUGCAGUUGUCCAGAACGAUACACUGGCGAUCCAUUCGUCCGGUGUCAGCCCAUAAUUGAACCUCCAGUUCAAAUGACCCCUGUCAAUCCGUGCCAACCAUCCCCAUGCGGUCCUAAUGCCGAGUGUCGUCCCGUUGGCGACUCUCCAUCGUGUACAUGUUUGGAUAACAUGAUUGGUUCGCCACCCAACUGUCGACCGGAAUGUGUCAGUAAUUCAGAAUGCGCGAGCAAUCUCGCUUGCAUACGACAGAAGUGUCAAAAUCCGUGUACAGGAGCCUGUGGGGCAAAUGCUGAGUGUCGAGUUGUCAGUCAUACCCCCAUGUGUAUCUGCUCUAUCGGAUUUACUGGCGAUCCUUUCACUCAGUGCGUGCCUGUUCAACAGGAUGUCCAGAGAGAACCAAUCUCACCUUGUAUUCCAAGCCCGUGCGGAGCCAAUGCCGUUUGUAGAGAACAGAACGGUGCCGGAUCGUGUACUUGUGUUGACGAUCACUUCGGCAAUCCAUACGAAGGAUGUAGACCGGAAUGUGUUUUAAAUUCAGAUUGCCCCUCGAACCGAGCUUGCGUCCGGAACAAGUGUCAAGACCCAUGUCCGGGAACUUGCGGACAAAACGCAGAUUGCCAAGUGGUAAACCAUUUGCCUUCUUGCACUUGUAUCAGUGGAUACGAAGGCGAUCCGUUCCGAUUCUGCAGCAUUCAGCAAAGAGAACCUGUUCAACAAUACGUGAACCCAUGCCAACCCAAUCCAUGCGGUCCGAAUAGCCAAUGUCGUGAAAUCAACGGGCAGGGCGUUUGCUCGUGCUUGCCCACCUAUAUUGGAUCACCUCCGGGAUGUCGACCGGAGUGCGUCACCAGUUCCGAAUGUUCACUAGAUAAGGCUUGUGUCAACCAGAAAUGCGUUGAUCCUUGCCCAGGAACAUGCGGAACCAAUUCCAGAUGCAAUGUAAACAACCAUAGUCCAAUUUGUUCUUGCCAAUCCGGUUAUACCGGGGAUCCAUUCACGCGAUGCUAUCCCAAUCCACCGCCUCCACAAGACACUCCUGUUGUCGUCAGAGAUCCGUGUGCACCGUCGCCAUGUGGUCCUAAUUCACAGUGUCGUAACAUCAAUGGAGUUCCGUCGUGCUCUUGUCUAGUCAACUACAUUGGUUCACCGCCGAAUUGUAGACCUGAGUGUACGAUCAAUGCCGAAUGCCCAAGUAACCAGGCCUGUAUGAACGAGAAAUGUAGAGACCCAUGUCCAGGAUCAUGCGGAGUUGGAGCCAGAUGCAAUGUCAUUAAUCAUACUCCGAUCUGUACUUGUGAAGCUGGAUAUACGGGAGAUCCGUUCACGAAUUGCUACCCAGAACCACCUCCACCGAGAGAGCCAGUACGAGAUGACCCAUGUAAUCCAUCACCUUGUGGACCAAAUGCGCAAUGUAACAACGGUAUCUGCACUUGUUUACCUGAAUACCAAGGAGACCCGUAUCAAGGAUGUCGACCUGAAUGCGUCCUCAACUCGGACUGCCCUCGUGACAAGGCCUGUAUCCGCAGCAAGUGUGUUGAUCCUUGUCCAGGAACAUGCGGACAGGAUGCCUUGUGUGAAGUCAUUAACCACAUUCCAAUGUGCAGUUGUCCAAACGGCAUGGCAGGAAAUGCAUUUGUACAAUGCAGACCUCAGCAGGCCCCACCAGUCAGUAAUCCAUGUAAUCCGUCCCCUUGUGGCCCCAAUAGUCAAUGUAGAGAGAUCAACGGCCAAGCUGUAUGCUCUUGUGUGCCUGGAUACAUCGGUAGUCCACCCACUUGUAGACCGGAAUGUGUUGUCAGCUCCGAAUGUCCUCAAAACCAAGCUUGCAACAAUCAGAAGUGUAGAGACCCAUGUCCUGGAACAUGUGGCGUUGGAGCACGGUGCUCUGUAGUCAACCAUAACCCAAUCUGCAGUUGUCCAGAACGAUACACUGGCGAUCCAUUCUCUCGUUGCCAACCCAUAAUUGAACCUCCAGUUCAAAUGACCCCUGUCAAUCCGUGCCAACCGUCUCCAUGUGGCCCAAAUGCCGAAUGCCGGCCAAUUGGAGAUUCUCCAUCUUGCACGUGUCUGGAUAACAUGAUCGGAUCGCCUCCAAAUUGUCGACCUGAAUGUGUCAGUAACUCAGAAUGCGCGAGCAAUCUUGCCUGCAUACGUCAGAAGUGUCAGAAUCCAUGUACGGGAGCUUGUGGAGCGAACGCUGAAUGCCGGGUUGUCAGCCACGUACCCAUGUGUAUUUGCUCGAUCGGAUUCACCGGUGAUCCAUUUACUCAGUGCGUCCCUGUUCAGCAAGAUGUUCCAAGGGAGCCCACGUCCCCUUGUGUUCCAAGUCCGUGCGGAGCCAAUGCCGUCUGUAGAGAACAGAACGGUGCCGGAUCGUGUACUUGUGUCGAUGAUCAUUUCGGAAACCCGUAUGAAGGAUGUAGACCGGAGUGUGUGCUGAACUCAGAUUGCCAGUCAAACCGAGCAUGCGUUCGGAAUAAAUGUCAGGAUCCAUGUCCGGGAACUUGCGGACAGAAUGCAGUAUGCCAAGUUGUUAAUCAUUUGCCAUCUUGCACUUGCAUUACCGGAUAUGAAGGCGAUCCGUUCAAGUACUGCAACGCAAUACAAAGAGAACCCCAAGUGUACGUCAAUCCAUGUCAGCCAAAUCCAUGCGGCCCCAACAGUCAGUGUCGUGAAAUCAACGGACAGGGCGUUUGCUCGUGCCUGCCUACAUACAUUGGAACUCCUCCGGGAUGUCGACCGGAAUGUGUCACCAGUUCCGAAUGUUCUCUGGACAAGGCUUGUGUCAAUCAAAAAUGUGUCGAUCCUUGUCCAGGUGCUUGCGGAACCAAUACCAGAUGCAAUGUCAACAACCACAGCCCGAUCUGCUCUUGCCAGUCUGGUUACACUGGAGAUCCAUUUUCACGAUGCUAUCCCAACCCACCGCCUCCCCAAGACACUCCUGUCGUUGUUCGCGAUCCAUGUGUUCCAUCGCCAUGCGGACCAAACUCGCAAUGCCGAAACAUAAACGGAGUACCGUCGUGCUCUUGUCUAGUCAACUACAUUGGAUCACCGCCCAACUGUAGGCCUGAGUGUACGAUCAAUGCCGAAUGUCCAAGCAACCAGGCCUGUAUGAACGAGAAAUGCAGGGAUCCAUGUCCAGGAUCAUGCGGAGUCGGAGCCAGAUGUAACGUAAUCAACCACACGCCAAUUUGUACUUGUGAGACAGGGUACACCGGAGAUCCGUUCACGAAUUGCUACCCAGAACCACCACCUCCAAGGGAACCGGUUAGAGAUGAUCCAUGCAAUCCGUCCCCAUGUGGACCAAAUGCACAGUGCAACAACGGAAUUUGCACUUGUUUACCGGAAUACCAAGGAGAUCCGUACCAAGGCUGCCGUCCGGAAUGCGUCCUGAACUCGGAUUGUCCACGUGACAAAGCCUGCAUACGAAGCAAAUGCCUAGAUCCUUGCCCAGGAACCUGCGGACAAAACGCAGUCUGCGAAGUUGUCAACCAUGUACCAGUCUGCAGUUGCCCUAAUGGAAUGUCCGGCAAUGCAUUCGUACAGUGCAGGCCACAACAGGCCCCACCAGUCAGCAACCCAUGCAAUCCCUCACCAUGUGGACCUAACAGUCAAUGUCGAGAGAUAAACGGGCAAGCAGUGUGCUCAUGUGUGCCUGGAUUCAUUGGAAGUCCACCAGCUUGUAGACCGGAAUGUGUUGUUAGUUCCGAAUGUGCACAAAACCAAGCCUGUAGCAACCAAAAGUGCAGAGAUCCAUGCCCUGGAACGUGUGGAGUUGGAGCGCGCUGUACAGUUGUCAACCACAAUCCAAUCUGUAGCUGUCCGGACCGUUACACAGGCGAUCCAUUCGUUCGCUGCCAGCAAAUCAUUGAACCUCCUAUUCAAAUGACACCGAAGAAUCCUUGUCAACCCAGUCCAUGUGGCCCCAAUGCAGUAUGUAGAGCUGUGGGAGAUUCUCCAUCUUGUACAUGCUUGGAGGAGAUGAUUGGUACUCCUCCAAAUUGUCGACCAGAAUGCGUCAGUAAUGCAGAAUGUUCAAGCCACCUCGCAUGUAUUCGGCAGAAAUGUCAAGAUCCAUGUGCUGGAGCAUGUGGAGCCAAUUCUGAGUGUCGAGUAGUCAGUCACACUCCCAACUGCAUCUGUUCGGUUGGAUACACCGGCGAUCCUUUUACGCAAUGCGUACCAUUGCAGCAGGAUAUUCCAAGAGAACAAACAUCACCCUGUCAACCGAAUCCUUGCGGAUCCAACGCCGUUUGCAGAGAACAAUAUGGUGCCGGAUCAUGUACAUGUCUUGAAGACUAUUUCGGUAACCCGUAUGAGGGAUGUCGACCAGAAUGUGUAUUGAACUCGGAUUGUCCCUCAAAUCGCGCCUGUAUCAAUAGCAAGUGCAAGGACCCUUGCCCUGGAACUUGCGGACAAAACGCUGAAUGCCAAGUCGUCAAUCAUUUACCGUCAUGCACCUGCCUGGUGGGCUAUGAGGGCGAUCCCUUCCGAUACUGCAAUAUCGUGCAAAGAGAACCUGUUAAAGAGUACGUCAAUCCGUGCCAACCGAAUCCGUGCGGUCCCAAUAGCCAGUGCCGUGAGAUCAACGGGCAGGGCGUUUGCUCGUGCUUGCCCACAUACAUUGGAACUCCUCCUGGAUGCCGACCGGAAUGUGUUACCAGUUCGGAAUGUUCUUCGGAUAAGGCCUGUGUCAAUCAGAAAUGUGUCGACCCCUGUCCAGGAACAUGCGGAACAAACACCAGAUGCAACGUAAACAACCACAGCCCUAUUUGUUCGUGUCAAUCCGGUUACACCGGCGAUCCGUUCACGCGUUGCUACCCCAAUCCACCUCCACCGAAGGACGUCGAAAUAAUCGUUCGCGAUCCAUGUGUUCCAUCACCCUGUGGUCCAAACGCACAAUGUAGAAACAUCCGCGGCUCGCCUUCGUGCUCAUGUCUUGCGACCUAUAUCGGAUCACCGCCGAACUGCAGGCCCGAAUGUACCAUCAACUCGGAGUGCUCGAGUAAUCAGGCCUGCAUCAACGAAAAGUGCAGAGAUCCGUGCCCUGGUUCAUGCGGCAUCGGAGCUCGUUGCAAUGUCAUUAACCACACGCCAAUCUGUACGUGCCAAACCGGAUACACUGGGAAUCCAUUUACGAACUGUUAUCCCGAGCCUCCUCCACCGCGAGAACCAGUGAGGGACGAUCCAUGCGAUCCGUCUCCUUGUGGAGCAAAUGCGCAGUGUUCUAAUGGAGUGUGCACUUGCUUGCCGGAAUAUCAAGGCGACCCAUAUCGUGGAUGCCGACCUGAGUGCGUACUUAAUUCGGAAUGUCCCCGCGACAAAGCAUGUAUUCGCAACAAAUGUGUAGAUCCUUGCCCGGGUACAUGUGGGCAAGAUGCAUUGUGUGAGGUCAUGAACCACAUUCCCAUUUGCAGCUGUCCUAACGGAAUGGCUGGAAAUGCCUUUGUUCAGUGCAUACCACAGCGGGCUCCAGUUGUAACGGACCCUUGCAAUCCAUCACCUUGCGGUCCUAACAGUCAAUGCAGGCCGAUCAAUGGUCAGGCGGUUUGCUCGUGCGUCAUUGGUUAUGUUGGUAGUCCUCCGUCUUGUCGUCCGGAAUGUUCGGUCAACUCUGACUGUGUCCAAAAUAUGGCUUGUGCAAACUUUAAAUGUAGAGAUCCCUGCCCUGGAACCUGUGGUCUUGCCGCUCAAUGCUCUGUCGUCAAUCAUAAUCCGAUCUGCAGUUGUCCGUACAGAAUGACUGGAGAUCCAUUUGUUAGGUGUUACGAGAUCGGUAAUUUUUUUAAAAGUCCCUCCCCAUAUUGCCCUAUUUCUAACCCACCACCUAUUGUUACAGUGGAGAGACCUGCCAUCCAAGAAACUCCUCGUGACCCUUGCAUUCCGUCGCCUUGCGGAUUAAACUCGGUUUGCAUCAACCGAAAUGGUAGUCCAUCUUGCUCAUGUCAACCGGAAAUGAUUGGCUCACCGCCCAAUUGUAGACCGGAGUGCGUCAGUAACUCAGACUGCUCAAAUACGUUGGCCUGCAUCAAUCAAAAAUGUCAAAACCCUUGCUCAAAUGUGUGCGGAACGAAUGCCGAAUGUCGUGUUUCGCUACACAUUGCCAACUGUAUUUGUCCGUCCGAUUACACGGGAAAUCCAUUCGUUCAGUGCUACGUUGAAAUCGCUACACCGCCACCACAGAGAACACCAGAGGAUCCUUGCGAUCCGUCACCGUGUGGCACCAACGCCAGAUGUCGACCAAUCGAUGGCAGCGCCGUAUGCGAGUGCAUAGAAAAUUAUUUCGGCAACGCUUACGUGGCAUGCCGCCCGGAAUGUGUAUCGAAUUCCGAAUGUUCGCGAGAUACGGCUUGUAUACAGAAUCGCUGUAAGGAUCCUUGCCCCGGAGUUUGCGGAUACAAUGCCGAGUGCAGCGUGAUUAAUCACACUCCCACGUGCACAUGUCCGGAAGGAAUGAUCGGAAAUGCUUUCGAGCAGUGUUCCAGAAAACCAACGCCUCCAGUUCGCGACGAUCCUUGCUAUCCAUCGCCGUGCGGACUCAAUACGGUUUGUCGCUCGUCUAACGGAAAUGCUGUAUGCGAAUGUCUACCGGACUUCAAGGGAACUCCUUUCGGUAGAGGAUGUUAUCCUGAGUGUACAAUCAACUCCGAUUGUCCACGAGAUAGGACUUGCGUCAAUAAGAAAUGUGUCGACCCUUGCCCUGGCGUUUGCGGAUAUAGAGCUACUUGCCAUGCGAUCAACAACAGUCCGGUCUGUUCAUGCCCAAGCAACAUGAUCGGUGACCCAUUCGUCGAAUGCAAAGAAGCACCACCGAAAGAUCCAUGUAAUCCAUCGCCGUGCAGAACAAAUGGAGUAUGUCGCGUUGUUGGCGGAAGAGCCGAAUGCCAGUACCCAGAGUGUGUGAUCAAUUCGGAUUGUUCCUCGAACCGAGCGUGCUUCAACCAGAAGUGCAGAGAUCCUUGCGCUAGCGCUUGUGGAGUCAACGCCAUCUGUAACGUAGUUAAUCACUCACCGAUUUGCUCGUGUCCGGAUCGUCACGUAGGUUCACCAUUCGUACAAUGCAACCGUCAAAUGGAUCCUAUUCCGCAGCCCGAAUGCACAGCUGAUGACCACUGUACAAACGACAAGGCUUGCAUCAAUCAGCAAUGUGUUAAUCCAUGUACGGCUAACAAUGGAUUGUGUAACUUGAACGCCGAAUGUCGAGUUCAGUUCCAUCGAGCCAUUUGUACAUGCCGUGAAGGUUUUACCGGAAACGCACAGGUAGCAUGCUACGAAAUAGGCUGCAGGGCUGAUUCGGACUGUCCAGCGACCGAAGCGUGCGUGAACAGGAACUGCGUAGAUCCUUGCAGGUAUACUCAAUGCGGAAGAAACGCAGUCUGCAGAACCGAUUACAAUCACAACGCUAGGUGCCAUUGUCUGGACGGUUACAGAGGCAACCCAUUGACAGGUUGUUCACGACCGGAAUGUACCCGAGACGACGAAUGUCCAUAUCAUCUAUCAUGUCAGAACGAGCAAUGUCGAGAUCCUUGCAACUGCGCACCGGGAGCACAAUGUAGAGUUGAUAACCAUCGGGCAUCAUGCAGAUGCCCUCCCGGAUAUACGGGAGAUGCCAGCUUUGCAUGCGAAAAAAUACCGGUUCGCGAUCCCGACCAGUGUAAAAUGGACGCCGACUGUUCGAGCAAGUUGGCUUGCUUUAACGGAGUGUGCAAAAAUCCAUGCCUCGAAGCAAAACCGUGCGCUGAACGAGCCAUCUGUACCGUGCAGGACACACUGCCACUCAGAACGAUGUACUGCGUGUGCGAAGAAGGAUACGCUGGUGACGCAGAGAAACAAUGCUCGCCAGAAUCGACUGUCGUACCAGGCUGUAGCUCAGACGUCGAAUGCGCUGCGACCGAAACAUGCCGAAACCGAGUGUGCGUUAACCCUUGUACGGAGUUCAACCCGUGCGCCCGAAGUGCGGAGUGUUUGGCUCAAAGUCACAAGGCUAUCUGCUCGUGCCCGAUCGGUAUGGUGGGCGAUCCUUUCCAGAACUGUUACCGCGAGCCUGUCAUCACUGUCGAAUGCACCGUAGACACCGAGUGCCCGAGUGAUCGUGCCUGCAUCAACCAGCGUUGCCAGGAUCCAUGUGCCGAAGGAAACCCAUGUGCCGGAAAUGCAGAGUGUCGGACAUUGCACCAUCGACCGCUCUGCAUGUGCCCACGAGGCUGGGGAGGUGACCCGAAAGUGCAAUGUUACAAACCGGAAUGUCAAACCGAUAAUGACUGCCCUUACGACAAAGCUUGUUACAACGAAAAGUGCUUGAAUCCUUGCACAUACGGAGCGACGCAAUGUGGAAGAGGAGCCGAAUGUCUACCACAAGGACACCGUGCCAACUGUGUUUGCCCUCCGGGUACGCAAGGAAAUCCACUUAUAUCAUGUGUAACAGGACUAUGCCAGUACAACGAAGAUUGUGCAGACCACGAGGCUUGCGACAGAUUGAACAGAGUAUGUAGACCCGUUUGCGAUGGUGAAACAUGCGCUGCCAAGGCUACCUGCAUAGGCCGUAACCAUCAAGCAACUUGCGAAUGCUCACUCGGAACCAGAGGCAAUCCUUAUGUGGAAUGUCUUCGGGAUGAACCAGAGCCGGAGUGCCGAACCGAUAGUGAUUGUCCUUCGCAACAGGCUUGCCUCAAUAACCGUUGCGGAAAUCCAUGUACACAAAUCAACCCGUGCUCACAGCAGCAGACAUGUAGCGUUGUCGACACUCUACCGCUGAGAACAAUGAUCUGCGCCUGCCCAACGGACAUGUUGGUCGACGACAAUGGACAAUGUAAACCCAUAGUAGUGGAAGGAUGCCGCACAGACACUGAUUGUCCGGAUACGGAUCGUUGCAUCAGAGGUCAAUGUACAUUGGCAUGCCGCGCAGAACCAUGCGGAAUCAACUCCUUGUGUGAAUCACGCGGCCAUCAAGCCCGUUGCGCAUGCCCACCGGAGUACAUUGGCAAUCCACACAUUGAAUGUACACCAGACGCAAGAGUGCCAAGCCAUAAGGAAUGCACAGUCGACAGUGACUGUCCCUUGGAUCGAUCAUGUUUCAACGAAUACUGCAUUAAUCCUUGCACUCGAGACGCCUGCGGUCGUGGCGCCAUUUGCCACGUCCGAAACCACAAUGCCGUCUGUAAUUGUCCAACUGGUUACACCAAGGAUAGAAACGAGAACUGUAUACCACCUUCUGCCGACUUGCCCAAGUGUCAAUCGAACUCGGACUGUACCUCAAGUGAAACGUGCGUCAAUGAAAUCUGCGCAAACCCAUGUAACUGCGGACAGAAUGCUGACUGUUACGUGAAGGACCAUUAUCCGGUGUGCAGCUGCAAGCCGGGUUACUCAGGUAACGCCCAGUUCGGUUGCUUCAAAUUGGGAUGCACUUCAGACAGCGAGUGUGCCAACGAUAAACAGUGCUUCAACGGCGAGUGUCUGAAUCCGUGCGCAUUGGAGAAUCCUUGCGCACUGAAUGCCGAAUGCUACGGUGACAAACAUCGGGCCGUAUGCCGCUGCUUGCCUGGACUGGAAGGUAAUCCGUUCGUGCAGUGCCGUCGAGUUGAGUGCCACUUCGACGGAGAGUGUCCAGACAAUCGGGCAUGCGUGCAGGAACAAUGCGUUGAUCCGUGCAGUGAGAUGGCGCCUUGUGCCCAGAAUGCUAUUUGCUUCACCCGUGGCCACGCCCCGUAUUGCAAGUGCCCCGAACAUCUGCCAGACGGAAAUCCAUUCUCGUACUGCGAACGAAGAGUCGUGCAUGAUAAACCAGAAUGUACCAUGGAUGUAGACUGCCCAAGUCGAUUGGCAUGUAUUGGAAACAAAUGCGUGGAUCCCUGCAGAGAGCUUCUGCCCUGUGCAAGGUCAGCCAAGUGUACAGUUCUGGACUCAGUUCCAGUACGUACUAUGGUAUGCGAAUGUCCUGAACUGCACGUACCGGAUGUCAACGGUGAGUGCAAACGCAUUGUCUUGCAAACACCUCCGGAAUGUACCAGCGAUUCAGAAUGUUCAGACAGAGAGGCAUGCAUAAACCGACAAUGUAGAAAUCCUUGCAACUGCGGAGAAAAUGCGAUGUGCACAGUCAGAAAUCACAGAGGAGUGUGUUCCUGCGAGAAUGGCUAUGAAGGAAAUCCGAACAUUGCCUGUCGAACGAUUGGCUGCCGAGUGGAUUCCGAGUGUGAGUCCAGCAAGGCCUGUAUCAAUGGAAACUGCGUCAAUCCGUGCUUGGAUAACGAUCCAUGCGGAAUCAAUGCCGAAUGCUACGCUGUGUCUAACCGGGCUGAAUGUAGAUGCUUAAGUGGUUUCCGUGGUAAUCCGAUGGUACAGUGUACGGUUGUCGAAUGUCGCAGCAACAACGACUGUCCGAAUGACAAGCAAUGCCGUAAUACGCAAUGUGUUGAUCCAUGCAUUUACGAUAGCUCAUGCUCACCGAGAGCGGAAUGUAAGGCACAGAACCAUCUAGCAGUAUGUAGAUGUCCAGCAGGACUGGUAGGAAAUCCAUACGUAGACUGUCGACCAGAAAUAGUACCGGAGUGCGUCUACGACACAGACUGCCCUUCGCAUCUUGCCUGUAUCGAGAACAAAUGCGUUGAACCGUGCGGUGUCUUACAGCCAUGCAACUUGCCAGCUAGGUGUGAAGUCAUUCCAUCUUCGCCUGUAAGAACCAUGAUCUGUAUUUGUCCGGAUGGAUACAUCAGCAGCGGAAGUGGCACUUGUAAACCCGUUGUCAAGUCAGGAUGCAUUUCGGAUUCGGAUUGCUCGAGCGAUACCGCAUGUGUCAACAGUAUCUGUAAAAAUCCAUGCAACUGUGGUCCCAACGCCGAAUGUAGAAUCAAGGACCAUAAACCGGUUUGCUCGUGUAAACAAGGGUUCGACGGUAAUCCGGAAAUUGAAUGCAUCAAGCUUGAAUGUCGCGUGGACGACGAUUGUUCCGGUCAGCAUUCCUGCAUCAACCGACAGUGCGUCCCGGUGUGUUCGAUUGAUUCCUGCGGUAAACAAGCCGAAUGCUAUGCCCAGAAUCAUCGCGCGAUUUGUGAAUGCUUGCCGGGAUAUGAAGGUGAUCCACGUAUCACCUGUAAGCUGCUGGGAUGUCGGGCUGAUUCAGAUUGCCCAUUGGAUAAAGCAUGCAUCAAUAGCAAGUGUGAAAACCCAUGCGAAAAUCAAGCAAUUUGCGCUCAAAAUGAGUUGUGCCAAGUGUACCAACACCGUCCGGAAUGCGCCUGUCCACCGCCGUUCGAAACAGAUCUUGCCAGAGGAUGUGUACAGCGAGACGAUCGAUGCAGAACAGACGGCGAAUGUCCAUCGCAGACGGCAUGUAUCCAAGGCGAUUGUGUCAACCCGUGCAAUGUAACAGAACCAUGCGGCGUAAAUUCGAUGUGUAAGGUGCUGGAUACGUUACCGGUGCGAACGAUGAUCUGCGAGUGCUUGCCUGGCUACCAGGGCAAUGCAGCAAUUCAAUGCGACAAGAUGGCUCUUUGUCCAACGGAUCGAGGCUUCAUACGCAACGCCAACGGCGAAUGCACAUGUCCGCCAGGUUACGGCCUGAGCAUUUACGAAGACUGUCAAAUCUGCCGCGAAGAGGAUGGCUUGAAGGUAGAUCAAUCGGGACGGUGCGUCUGCGCUUUGGAAAGAGGAAUGAUUAUAGACGAACGGGGUCGCUGCAUAUGCCCAAUCGAUCACGGCUAUCGUUUGACGGAACGUGGAGAAUGUGUACGCACGGCCGUUCCGGAAUGUACACACGACAGCGACUGCCCAGAUUACCGAUACUGUAACGAACAGACGAGGACUUGCGAAGAUCCAUGCACAACUAAACGUUGUGGAACGAAUGCUCUGUGUAAUGCCACAAACCACCAGGCCGUGUGUCAAUGUAUUGCAGGCUACACUGGAAACCCGGAUCUUCAUUGCAAUCAAACAACCAACUUCCGUACGGACUUCCCGCAACCGGACAUGCAAGUAACGUGUCAGGCCGACGGAGUCCAAGUGGUGAUCGACCUGAUGGAAUCCAACUUCAACGGAGUGCUGUACGUGAAGGGCCACAGCAAAGACGAAGAGUGCCGCCGUGUGGUCAACCUGGCCGGUGAUGCGUCCCAACGGACGCAGAUCUUCAAGGUCCACUUCGGCAGCUGUGGUUUGAUUCACGUGAACGGGGUGGCCAGCUUCAUACUGGUAAUACAGAAACAUCCGAAGUUGGUAACGUACAAGGCCCAGGCGUAUCACAUCAAGUGCGUCUACCAGACGGGCGAGAAGAAUGUUACGCUCGGAUUCAACGUGCAGAUGUUGACGACGGCUGGCACCAUUGCCAAUACCGGUCCGCCGCCGACUUGUGCGAUGCGGAUUGUUGCCUACAAUGGCGAGGAGAUCAACUCGGCCGAAAUCGGCGACAAUCUGCGGCUGCAGGUCGAGGUGCAACCAGCAACUAUCUACGGCGGCUUUGCCCGAAGUUGCGUCGCGAAGACGAUGGAGGACAGCGUUGAAAACGAGUACAUCGUCACUGACGAGAACGGCUGCGCCACGGAACCGAGCAUUUUCGGUGACUGGGAGUACCAAGCGGAGACCAACAGUCUGCUGGCCAGCUUCAACGCGUUCAAGUUCCCAUCGAGCGACAACAUACGCUUCCAGUGCAACAUCCGGGUGUGCUUCGGCCGGUGCCAACCGGUCAACUGCCACGGAGCGAAUGCAUAUGGCAAGCGGCGACGACGUGCUAUCACCGACAUGAACGAAAUUGAGAUGAUGCUCAACAGGACCAGACGGGCCACCAGCAGCAACACGGCGCUAGCGUCCGACGAUACGCUCGGUAUCGAGGGAACACUGCGAGAAGAGAUCACCAUCCAGUCGAAUGCAAUUCUGACGCUGGAAAGAAGGGAGGAACGGUCCUACGACUCAGACAACAUUACUCCCGCCGCUCAACGUGUCGAAGAUAUUUGCGUAUCAAUGAUCGGACUCAUCAUCGCAUUGGUGAUAACAGCGCUGUUGGCACUGGUGGCCGUGGCUGUGGCAGUCUCCUGUUGGCUAAUGGCCUACCGGAGACGUCCAACGGUAACCGGACCACUGCCACAUCCGCCGGAAUUCCCGAACCCACUGUUUGCCCACCACGAACCAUCGGAGCCCUCGCACGACUACAUGACAUAAAAGCAAUAGACUGCGUGCGAAGGUCACCCACUGGCAAACGCUGGAGAAGUCAACUGCUUAGUAGUAAAGUUAAGAAAAAUAACUGUGAAUAAUAACAAGUAUUGCAAGUACCAAGAAUACAACGAAUUCGAACGAAAGUAGAAAGAUUAGGAUAGGAAAGAUGAACAAUGUAAAUAGAUACUUUAUAACUCUACUCCCACGCUGGACAGUGACACCAUUCAAUCAUAAAGAAGAAACGGUGCUCUAACCUCAAUGCAACUACCCCAGAUGCUGUCCACUAACGAUAUGCAAGCAUCCGUGACAAAGCAAACAAAAACUAGGUCGUAUAUCGUUUUUAUUAUGAAAUAAUUGGGAACACUGUCAACUGGGGCAUGAUUCCCAGCGUUCACCCCGCAACACUAGUUCACCUCAUGUAAAAAGCAAUUUAUAGAAUAUCGAGAAACCUGACGACCGUAUUGCAACCUCAACCUCGUUAGAAAAUAGAACACCCUUUGUCUCGUUUCUCGAUAGCCCUACUCAAGCGGGAAGUGGACGCCUGGGUGCAGUGUUGCCAGAUUCACUGGAACUGCCGCAUCACCAAACCCGAUUGACAGUGUUCCCCGAGAAAGCCGAAUCGCGCACAUCUCCUCCGCGGGCCGUUGCUAGUCUUUUAUUUAUUAAUGUUAUUAUUGUAUUUAGUAAGCGAAUGAAUCACUUUUCUUCUUCACGUAAAAUUGCACUCUCUGACUACUUGAAAAUGCUCCAUUUUCCGUGAUGCAGGGUUUCGGUUCUAUUUCCGUACUAUUUCUUCUUCAUAUUCUUUUGCGCUUUUCGGCACUACAGCAAAGCAGCAACACAAUCGUGCAUUGCCAUACAUAUUGUUCAUUGAAAUUUUACUCCCAAAACUAUUUUUGAUACCAUGCACGUGUAAUGAACAAUGUUAACGGUGUUAUUCUUUUAAUAUAAUUGUUUUAGUUGUAAUUUAUUGGAAAUUUUAUGAAUAUACAGAAGAAAAACGAAUAAUCUCGGCCCUCGGAGGAUUUGUCUUACCUACGUUAGUGAAAGUGAUGAAAAAACGCGAGAGAAAUUUAUAGUUGAAACGUUACUUGUAAUAUAAAAUAAUGGAAGGCAUAACGCGGAAAACGGCGAAACAAUGCGCAUAACAAAGUCAUUUUAUAGCUAAUCUAAUCUCAUUACGAGAAUCAUAAGCGAAACUAUACGAGAUUUUCGUCCCACUAAACUCUAUCGAAAACUGCCAUUCCAAAAACCACCAAAAUCGAUUACCAAGAGCGAACUUUCCUCCUCCUCUGAUCGGGAAGUACGGACAGCAGCUUGGGAACGAACAUGUGAAAGAAGCAGCGAGCUUUCAGUUAUUUUCGCUUCCUAGUUGCACUAUACUUUGAUGAAUCUUUGGAAAACAAAGUUCGAACCCUUGACCAUCUCUUGCAAAUCUUCAGUCAAAUCGUGAAAAUUUAUUAAUUCUGAAAACAAUACACUGCUAAUCGUUAGAAACUUUAAACUGCCGUUUGAGAAUACUGCAAAAUGCGUUAGUAAAACUGAUAUAAAUCGCCUGUUUUCGAAUAAUCUUAACUUUAGCGCACGUCUCCAAGAGACACAAUUGUGGCAGAGCAGCAACUAUUACCGUGUAGUUUAGUUAACGUGUUUUUGGUAAAAUUAUUUUCCAUUUGUUUCGAAUUUCUAAAAAUGGCCUUCUAUGCCACGAUAUUUAUGUUUAUAAUCUUUAAACUGAUAACAAUGUCAACUAUUAAGACUGGAUUAACAUUAACUGAGGUAUCGAAAACGAACGGGAGAAAAGAGAGAAAAAAAAACGGAUGCACUAUAUUUCCAAACUGUUCCAGCACGACAGUCUGCGCGCGAAUUUUCCCAGUGUAAUAUGUUUUAAUCAAAGUGUAAAAUUAAAGUGACACGUGGGAACAUGUCCACCUCAAAGAAAGCGUUAAUAAAAUGAAAUAAAAAAGAUACUAAUGAUAAA
Molecule: messenger RNA, 54289 nt
Organism: Armigeres subalbatus
Lineage: Eukaryota; Metazoa; Arthropoda; Insecta; Diptera; Culicidae
Molecular function (GO): calcium ion binding
Source: RefSeq, a predicted model, not a curated record